AUAGACAGGCCCCUUUGUGCACAGUUUUAUUAGUAUAUAUCAUUGUGACCUGUUAUUUUCUGAUGUGACAACACCCACAGUGAAACUACUUUUCUGAGUAAACCUUUGCCAUUUGUCUGUUGUUUUUGCUUGCAUAAAUGACGUCUGUUAUCUGGAGAGCAUUGGGAAUAGCGGAAGCCUCAACAUCUACAAUUCAAAUGAAAAAUCAAUGAAAGAAUAUUUUGCAAAAAUAAUCAGAAAAUAAACACACAAACAAAAAAAGAAACAAAUUGCAAAAUAUGACAGUUUGUAAAACCCAAAUUAAGUUACAGUAAGCUACAAUCAAUCUAGUUACAUUUCAAAGAAAAGAAAAAAACAAACAAACAAACAAACAAAAAAAAAACAAAUCACAAGCCCCCAUAAUAAAUCACAACAUGCCAUGAUAAAUAAGCAAAGAAAAACAACAAAUCACAAAAAUCAGCAAGAUGGUGAGUAAGAAAACAAUUUAAAAAAGCCAAAAAACACAACCAGAAAUCAAGAAAGCAACAAUGAUUUAUGUUGUUGUUGUGUUUUAUUGUUAUUUUUUCCUUUGUGAUAAUGAUUUCUGAUUUGCUGUUUCACUUCUUGUUGUGAAUUAAAAUAUAUUCUUACAGUACGAGGAAGCAAAUAGAACUACAAAACAUUAAAAUUUGUAUUUUCUUGCUUGUUAUUUUGUUCUGCUAUUUGUUGUUGUGUGAUCUAAUUUGUUACUGUGUUUCUGAUUGUUUUUUUUUAAUGUGUUCUUUGGUGUGUCUUUCAGUUUUCAGUUUUUUUGGUGUGUUUUGUUUUGAGAUUUUUUUUGUUUCUUUUACUUGAGUGACUCUGUACUACAAACAAAUGAAGUGGAAAAAAACCCCAGAAAAGAACAAAGAGUAAUUACUUUGUCUAUAGACCAAAACAUGAGCUUUAAUGUCUUUAUAGAUGUUGGGGGGGGGGGGGUCAUUUAUUCACUUUUUUUUUUAGAUUAUGUUACAUGUUCUGAAGGAGUUCUGAAUCUGCAGAAUGAUUUCCUCAGUGUAAAAUAUCUCCUUCAUUAAAAAUGGCGGACUCCUCCUUUAAAUUCCAGGACAACUGAGACAACAGAAGGGCAUGAAAUAAAGAGUUGUGUAUCUAUAUUUACUUUCCAUCUCUGCAGAAUGAACUGGAAAACAUUAAAACUCUGUGUUUAUUGAUUUUUUCCCACGGGACCUGAACGCAGCCUCUCCCUUCACUUUUCUUGCGCUCUCUCUGCAGGGCAGCAGGGGGUGAUGGCUUGUUCCUGGAAGAGCCCAGCCUGCCUGCAGAGUCACUCACAUUCCUGGCUGGGAUUCAAUGACUGAGCCAGACACACAAACACAGAGGAAGGGGGAGAGAGAGAGAGAGAGAGCGAGAGCGAGAGCGAGAGAUAGAGCAAGAGCGAGAGAGAGAGAGAGAGAGAGAGAGAGAGAGAGAGGCAGGCUGGCUCUCAGACUUCUCAUCUCCAUACAGUCAGAGUGAACUGCGGGGGCAGACGGAGCGGGUUGCUGCAGUCCUCGACAGCGGAAAGAGCCGCAAAUAAGGAUUUUUUCAUCGAGCUGUAUCGACCCACAACUCCUGCUUUUGUUUCAUUUUCGCCUACUUCUCUUUGGAAUCCAACAAACGGAACUUUUCUCCGCUGUGGAGUUUGGAGAGCCGGGUUUUCUCCGGAUAUGGACAGUCUGCGCCCCGCUGCAGGGAGCGACUGGCCGCUGUUCACUCUGUAGGCUCGGAAUAAAACUGUAAUCUGGGACUUUUCUCUCUGGAUGUUUGAUGAAGCGCUUCGCAUUUUCGCUCACUUUUGGGACGCCGUGGAUUUACCAGGUUCAGGAACGGAUAGAUACUCGUGAUUCCCGGUCGACGCCAAAAAGGAUUUACGCUUCUAAAGUUGCAGGAAAAACAUGGAGACUGUAAGUCGGCAAAGCUUCCAGCCUCAUCCGGGACUGCAACAAACUCUGAAGCAGUUUCACCUCAGCUCUAUGAGCUCUCUUGGCGGACCGGCGGCUUUCUCUGCCCGGUGGCAACAUGAGCUCCUGUUCAAGAAGGACGGUAAGGAGCCCGAGCCGGUCCUGCAGCAUCUGCCGCCGCCGGUGAUGCCGGGCCCGCUCUUCAUCCCGUCGGACCGCUCCACGGAGAGGUGCGAGACGGUGCUGGAAGCCGAGACCAUCUCGUGCUUCGUGGUCGGCGGGGAGAAGCGCCUGUGUCUGCCGCAGAUCCUCAACACGGUGCUGCGGGACUUCACCCUGCAGCAGAUCAACUCAGUGUGCGACGAGCUGCACAUCUACUGCUCCAGGUGCACGGCGGACCAGCUGGAGAUCCUCAAAGUCAUGGGGAUCCUGCCCUUCUCCGCGCCGUCCUGCGGCCUCAUCACCAAGACGGACGCGGAGCGGCUCUGCAACGCCCUGAUCUACGGAGGCGCCUACCCGCCGCGCUGCAAGAAGGAGCUGAGCGGAGGCGCGCUGGAGCUGGAGCUCACCGAGAGGAGCUUCAAAGUCUACCACGAGUGCUUCGGCAAGUGCAAGGGCUUGUUCGUACCGGAGCUGUACACGAGCCCCAACGCAGCGUGCAUCCAGUGCAUGGACUGCAGACUCAUGUACCCGACGCACAAGUUCGUGGUGCACAGCCACAAGGCGCAGGAGAACAGGACUUGCCAUUGGGGCUUCGACUCGGCCAACUGGAGGGCGUACAUCCUCCUGGGCCAGGAUUACACGGGGAAAGAGGAGAAGGCCCGCCUGGAACAACUCCUGGACGAGAUCAAGGAGAAGUUUGACUUCGCCAACAAGUACAAGAGGAAAGCUUCAUCCAGGGUGAGUCUGUCAGCCCGCAGCUCCGGUUCUGUUCCUCUCUGUCUGUACUUUCUGCUCAGUUUGUGUUCCCUCGUUCAUAUCAGAUUAUGGAUUGCAGCUCGUUGUGGGUUGCUGAAGGUGCAUGCCAGCCGCCUCUUCCUUCUCUCCCUCCCUCUGAUAGCACAGAUCUAGAAUUUAAGCACACUGACACUCAUCCGUGCACUCUUAAAGCACGCCUUUGGCUCUUAAAAUUGGGUUUUUAAGGGUCCUUGAAAGUCUCCCUCCAUGCUCCUAGAAGUGGUGCCCACAGGCAGAGGUUCUCCCACAAGGGACUCCCUCCAAGAACUGAAAGUAUCCCAGAUACAGAAAGGAUAAAAGGGUUAAUUCAGACUUCUUACUCAUUUCCCUGAAUGCAUCUCGUGCUCCGUCUUAUCAGGCUGUUGUCAGAGUGUAAAAAGUGUGUAUCAGUCAAGCAGCAGUCAGUGUUUGGUCAUCAUUGACAUGUUGUCACUAAUUGAGCCUCACCCAGCGGUGACAACAGAACACCUCCGCUGGUCAUAAAGCCAUUAUUUACCUCUCAGGCUGCUCUUUAUGAGCCUCCACUGUAAAUACAAUCUCAUUUACCAACAAAUGGCUCAAUGGGAAACAGCAGUGAGAGGAGGGGGAGUGUGUGAGUGUGAGUGUGAAGAUUAAACACGAGCUCAGAGUAAGUGAGGGAAACAUUCACAUUCAUUUCUCAAGGUUUAAAGCGUUUCCUCCUGCACAAAGCAGCGGGAUUAUUACUGUUCGACUUGUUUAUGCUGUGGGGGCUUUGGUGUCACUGUAACUGUUGUGUUUGUCUGGCUGCUGUGUUUCACUCCUUCUCUUGGUUAAAUUUGUGUUACUAUCUGCUUUUUUUCUUCAUGCUGCGUCUGAAAUUCUGCGUUCAUUCAGAUUUUCCCUGCUGGUCUGUUCACCAUGUUCAGUUGCUUGACCGGAGACUAAUGAUGGAUAAAAAUUUGACUCAUGCUGACAGUCAUUUUUGAGCAGGUUCAAGUGUCUUUGAUGCAUGGAUGUGUUGUGAAAUGGAGAUUAUUUGGGCAUCUUGACAUAAAGUAGGAAAAAAGGGCAAUUUGAGGGGCAUGGCUCAUAACUUUGGAAACUCUAGCUGAUUUUUUUGACAUUUCAUUGACCUUCAGACUGAUGAGUUGAUCCUGGUAAAAAUAGUCUUUGAAUCUAGGAAUGACUCUGCUUCCGCUCGGCUUUGCCCUGCUUGUAUUUUUGGACUGAACUGAGUGAGAAGCUGGAUUAUAAUCUGUGCUUUGGUGUGUGCAGGCAGGCAGGCAGGCAGGCAGGAGUUUGCAGAGUUGGUGGUGGUAGUCUGAUAAAAGGGAUCCCACCCCUCACCCCUCCCCCUUGAAAAAAAGGCUAGUGCAGCCAUUUGCAUGAACUGUUACACAUGAAUGGAGUUGAUGAAGCAGGGUUUAGAAGUAUUGUGGUGGAAACAUAAUAUGAUCCCAACAAAGAGGAGCAUUCAGCAAACAUCAGAACUCCCCCCACCCUCAAACAUCCACCUCACCCAGGCCAACCACCCACCUCUGACACACACUCACACUCUGCUUUACUCUAAUCUGCACUUAAUUUCACUCUCUUUCUUUCUAGAACUUAACACUUCAUCAAAUCAGUGUGAGGAUGAAAUAGUGCUGCCUACGGGUGGGAUUUAACUAGUUUAGGUAACUAGUCUGUCUUUUUAAAAUCAGUGAGAUUACAUAUAAAUCCUGAGCAAAAACAAAACUGUGUAGAGAAGAGUUCUUUGAUCUAUUUUCCGCAGGAGAGUGAUGUCUUAAGACAAGUUUUGAACAAAGUACAGCUUAACAACUUCUCAUUGAAAAGCUUAAAAAUUAAAGGUGCUGCUUGCAAAUGUUGACAACAUUUCUAUAAAUCUGAGUUAUGAUUCACUUUGCAGAGAUUAUUCAUGAUUAGUAUGAUCAGAGGUCAGUUCUUCUUCUGGUGACACAGAUUUGUGACAAAACUCUUCUGGUAAAGUUAAGAGAUGGACUGGCAUACUUUCCAACUCCUUGUCCUCAGUUUCUAGGCCCACGUUGAAGGCCUUUCUGACUCUGGUAUCUGUAUCUGAACAACCUGGGUUGAUGAGGCUCAGAGAGUCUCUGCAGAGUGUUUACAUCCCUGCAGGCCUCAUCUGAAGCUUCUUUCACAGAAACCCUCCAAAGAAAGAGAAAUCAGGGACUCUUGAAGUCCUGAGGAGAGCCAAAGUCCUGCCAUGCUUGGUGAAUACCCACUCCUGGCACACACUUUCAUUCAGGCUCGAGUGGGCACACCUCGAGGACCCCCACUUCCAGGGGCCUCUUCUAUUUUUAUAAGUGCCGACGGGGCACCCAAGUGUUAAGCCCCCGGCUCAUUUCAGUCCGCUUUUUAAUUCGACUCCUCUUUUUUUCCCUCGAGUAGCCCGAUUCAAGGAACGCUAAUGAGCGAGUACAUGCCGGGUGGGAGCAGAGGAAUAUUUCAGAAUUUAUGGCGCUCUUUGUCAGCGUGUUUCAGCAUUUCAGCAGAGGCACUCAGAAAAUGUUCCUGCAGGAUGUGAGGGGAAGUGCCAGACUGCUGCCUUCUACCUUUUCAGCACACAAGAAAACGCCAUCAUGUGCGUGCUGGCAGCGAAGGAACCGGACGGCUCUGUGAAUAUUAAUGAGGCCUUUACAGAAGUGUUAGCAGCAGUCUCGCAUGCAGACAGACACAGGAAGUGAUAUUGCCACACUUCCCUCCUCGCAGACGCUCCUCUAAGAGCUUCCUUCUGAGACGCACACAUGAUGCUCGUAUCUGACUCACACAUCAUCUCAAAGAAAAACAGCUCUCUGCAGCGUGCCUGAAGUGAGAGUUUGCAGUAAAAGUUCAUUCUGAGUUCUUAUCGGGAGGAUGUGAGCCGCGGCGCUGAUUGUAAACAGAAAGGCAGCGAGCUAUUGAAUUGUUGAAAUGAGUUUAUGAGCAGGGUGUGGAGCACUUCUGGCUGUGAGUCCUCUGGUUUCUGGCUGGUGCACAUGUGGGUGGCACUCAUAAUCAGCGGCUUUCCGCAUCAGGAUGUUUAGAUAAGGAUUGCGGCUGCAGAUUUAGAAUGUUGCUAACUUUAUAAUUCGCCUCAAGAUGAUGUGAUUUCUGCUCAGUCCGUCUGUUUUGGGGAGAUAUGAAACAGAGGAAUAAAUGGGGACAGAGGGAGGAGGGAGCUCACAGAGGAGCCAGCAGCUCCAGCUUGACUCAUGCUUGGUUCAAAACCAGCAAGUUUACGUCAGACUUUUCUUUUUUUGGUGCCUUCCUAGAGGGCGAGGAUCCUGUUCAGUCUCUCUCUCUCUGACUUUCACAGAUGAGUGCAGGUACUGAGACAACAGGUCACUGCUGAUAUUCAUGAGUAGAAGGUUUUUGCCCCGGUGUGUGCACGCUGCUGCUCGCAGUCAGCUUUGAACUAAGAGGAGAUCCAGAUUUCCUCCUCAUCCCGACAUUUAUUUCAAUCACAAAAUGGUGCAAAGAGGAUUUUCUGAUUCAGACUCUCAAACAUGCAGCUCAGAGUUCAUUAAUUGAUAAAUUAAUUUGCAACUUUCAUGGAUUAAGGCUUACAGUUCAGACAGAUUUCAAAUAUGUGUUAUUUGCAGCCUCUUAAAUUUGAGAAUUAAAUGCCUUUCUUUGUUAUUUCUGGCUCAUGAUAAAUAGUUCUUUGGUUUUGGAUUUUUUCUCAAACUAUGAAAAUGCCUUUUUUGUUUCUGCGAAGUUCUCCAGGGUCUUUUGAAGACUUAUUUAGACACUUACAUCAAAUGGAAAGUGAAAAUGUCUCUGCAGCCUAACAGAUGUGUGUUAAGAACAAUGAGGCGUGUGCAGAAGCCAUUUUGUGUCCAUGCUCCGUGUUGCGUUACUGUGCCGUGCUGCACAUUCCUGCACGCUGCCUCCAUGCUUCAUCCUGUGGCCUCCAUGCAGAAGAAGCUUAAACUAAAGCUUCAACGUAAAACUAUUUGGUCUUUUCAACGGAAAAAGGAGACUAAAUUUCAAAUAUUUUGGAUCCAAUUUAUUGCAGAGAAAUAUUUGGCCUCUACUCUCUGCUGUGCAGGAGCCAAAACUUCCCCUUUUACUUCCACAUCCACCCCCACCCUGAGGAGCUGCUCGGGAUAUCUGGCCUCCAGCUGAAGGGGCUGCUUGUUUCAGAAGGGAGGGGGGGCGGGGGCUCGGCUCGGAGGAAGUGAACUCCCCAGGGGGAUAUAGGCCAAUGUCCUGUUUCAUAUGCAAGGCGCAGUGUUGGCUCAGCCUGCUGACAGCCAGCCAUGUCCCCCUCGCUGGACGGGACAGCAGCUGGUCUCUGCAGGUCAGAGGCUGCUGGGGAAUAUUUCACGUCUCUCUGUUUAGAUGCAGAGCUUGUUUUUUUUUGUAUCCUGAUGCCUCUUAAAUUUAGAAAUUGUCCUCUGUGUUUGGAAAAGGAGGAAGCCACCAAUUCAAUUACGCCGCUUUAAUGAGCUCUGCUGCCGGGCCAGGCUGCCAGUCUGGACUCUAAUGGAGGACAGCGAGUCCACGCUGGGAGGCACGGCUGAGGGUCGACAGAUCAAUGCCGCAUUGACGUUUGAGCGUCUUUAUGUCAAGUGUGAUUGAAAAGUCCAUCACUUGCAGAGCUCACUCAAACAGAGAGUCUCUCCUCUGUGCAGCUUGGCAGCCGGUUGCCUCUGAAAUACACGUCGUGUUUUCCUGCCAAAAAACCUCCUUAUAAAUAUACAUUUUGGAUUUGACCUGCAGGCAUGGAGAGCAUUCAGAGAAAACAGCACAAAGAAACCACCUUUUUAAUGAUUUGGACUGUGAAUGCGCUCUGCCUGAAUGGUAUGCUAAUUAAAGUCAAUUAAAAAGAGGCUGUUUAAUUAGUAGUUAAGUUUGUGUGCUGAAACUUCAGCUAAUUACUUUCCACAUAUGCUGCUGCUGCUGCUGCUUCUCCACAGCUCUUUCAUUUUUCCCUCACUCUGCAGAAAUCCUGCUGCAAAAAAAAACCACAUUUAUUUUGCUCUUUAGGGAAAAAAAUAGCUCAACUUUGCUUCAAGGCUCCUCGACAGAAACUUUAAGGAACAAUUGUGUGUCGAGAUGCGAAGUGAGUGAUGUAUUUGAUGCGCUUUUUUAAACGUCAGCCUGUGUGUGUGCAGACCGGAUAGCAGAGCGGAGAGAGCGGAGGAGCAUCACAGGUUACACAGCUUGUUGUGUUGUCUGGAACAUUUUUCUGAAGGCUGCCAUUGAAGUAGCGGCGGAAAAUGAAUUAAGAGCAGUGAUUCUUUCAUUCAGAGUGUCUCUGUGCCAGAAGCUGUUCAUUUCAAAGCCUUCAAAGUUCUGCGAACAAAAAGGGGAUUUUCCUGCCUGCUGCUUGAUUGUGCACGAGGGCUGAAACACGUAGAAACAUCAAGUGUUGUUGCGGGGUUUCUGACUUAAAUGUCACUUUGCAGCUGUGAGCACCUGGUGUGUGUUUUUAUGAACAUUUACAAUACAGGCUGAUAACCUCAAAGGAAAAACAACCGUGCUUGCUCAAAUAUUCUGUUGUUUUCAGUCGCGUUGUUUGAAACACUCUGAACAAUGUUAAAACUGAAAACUGAUCCAAUUCUUCCUUACCCAAAACUGCUCCUUAUUAGAUUGAUCUUCUGUUGAGUUGUACAGCAGCUGCUUUUGCUAUGAGCACACUUAAUGUUUUCACUUCCCAAAGCAAAAGACUUAAAUUAGGGGUGGCUUGAUAUGAUGAUAUUAUUGGAUAUUGGUGCGAUAUCAAUAAAAAAAAACAAAUAUCGGAUUAUAUCAGCUAGGGGUGUCCCAAUACGAUAUUGUUAUUGGAUAUCAGUCCGAUAUAAAAAUAAAUAAAAUUUACAUAUUAUUUCGGCCUGCAUCUAAAAUCUCUGAUAUCAGCACUCCGAUACAACACCUCUAUCUUGCAGCGCCCUGAUCCAGCAUGUAGAGCCCAACAACAGUGUGUACUAAGAUACUAACAAAGUACCAAGGAGUAGGGAUGAUGUUGGCCCUGUGGCAGUAUUUUUUGUUAAAGCACAAGUUUGUGCUAAUAUCGGAUCAAUAUCGGUAUUGAAGGCUACAAUAUCGUAUCGGAGGUAAAAGGUUGUAUUGGGACCUCCCUAAUUGAAACUGCUAUCAGGACUCGUUGUAAAGCUUUUCCAGACAAUAAUAUCCAAAAUCUGAUUCUUGAAGUCUGAUUUUAAGUUGCAAAAAUGUGACUCAUGCUGGAUUUGAAAGAAUGCCCUCAGCUUGAUAAUGCAGAGAAAGGAAAGGAAAAGCCUUGUUAAAGUCUGUGUGACUGUGAAAUGAAAUUAUCCUGUUUGAUCUCUGUGUGCUCUGACUGGUGUGGUCCAUUUAUCAAGAUAUAAACUGUAACUGGUGUGCUGAUAGUUUGCACAAAUAAGUCUGGAUUCUAACUGACUGCACCAAAAGUAGAAGAAAGGCAGUGAUGAAGAAAUCUGGAGGGUGUUUAUGUCAGUAUCAAUCUUGAACUUUGGAUAUUUUUUACUCUGAAAGGGCAAAUCUAAAGGAGAGAUUUAUGUUAAGUCAGUCUGCAGCUCUCAGACUUUCAACCCUCAUCUGUCUUUCUGCACAUGCUCAUUCUGCAGCAACUUUUUAACCGAGCAGAGGUCUCAAUCAGGAGAAGAGAGCAACCACAGACGAGAGAGGUCCAAGGUCUCCGUCUGUCUCCUCCAGAGUCUUUUUUGUGAGAAAUGGACGGAGCAGCAGCCAACCUAGUUCUUCAUGCGGAGCUGGCCGGCUGUCAGAGAGUGUGGAGGAGGAGACGGAGGGAGGAGGACAAACCUCUCUGGAGCUCCUGUGCCGCCUCCCACCUACAAACCAGCCAUCCAUUCAAAGAUGGAGGAGAAAAAAGCUUCCUGAGAAGUAGUCCACGUUGUUGUAGGCAACCAUGCAUGUAAGCUGUCUGAGAGAGCGCUGCAGCACGCAAUGCUCCGAGCCGGGAGCAUGCGUGGAAAUGAAGUAUUUCCUCCCACUCGCUGAAAUCCCUGUCAGAAUAUUCAUAGCCUGCCGAUAAAGCAUGAAACUAACAAGCACACACAUCAUGCUGCAGCUAUUCUUAAGUCUUGGAAGAACCCUGAGCGCGUCUCAGCGGGAUUAUUGUCAGAGCGGCACGGCAGGAGAACCCGCUGACCUCUCGCAGGUGUUGCGUGGAAGAGGAGCUGUGGUUUUAUUCGCCGUCUGGCCUGAGCGCUGGCUCCUGAACGACACUGUGUCCGUUUUUUUGUGGGCAUUCAAUAUUGAUGGUAGGUUACCGUAGGCGGCGAGGUCCGUUAUGUUUAUUUAAUGAGAGGGUGUUUGAAAUAUUCAUCCACACACAUGGCGCUGGAUUCCCUGCUAUUGUCUUAACUACACAUCCCCGAGCAGCUUCCUCUAACCUUUCGCCUCCUCUAACCCGCCCUGAAGCUCCUUCACCGGCGAGGUGCACAAAUGCUCGCUGUGAGGCCACAGUCAGGCUGAACUUCUGCAUUUUUAUGUUUGCCAAGUGGCAGAACGCUGCGAGCUACUCACAGACUUACUUUCAGGGAAGCCACGAAGUUCACUUGAUUCAUGAGCAACCUGCAGGUGAAAAGAUGUCAAAGAUGUGAAAUCAGAAAUGUUGAGGAAGGUAUUUCGCGGCUCCUCUGGUUCUAUGUCUGGAUUGUUAGCAUGAUAAAUAACAGUAGCGAGAAGUUCAGCUUUCUUUCGGGGAGCCUUUAAAAGAGCUGCAUCUCAUAAAUAAAAUUCUGAUCGGACUGAAAGAGGCACUUUUUCUGUCUUUCUUGAGGUGGACUGGGAAUAAGGGCUUGAUGGAGAAGUGCUGUCCAAAGAAGCCAGUCAGAUUUCAGGCUGUCUUCUGCAAAUAUUCAUUGUUAUGAAACAUUUAUCACUAUUGUUUUUCUGCUCUUUUGAGUGAAGUCAUAGUAACUUUGAAGAAUUUAGAAGCUCAAAACGAUAGAUUCAUCUUAGUCUGGCAUCUGUGUUAAACCCUCUGCCUGAAACCUUUUCUUAUGGCUGCUUUUCCACUGAUAGAGAGUUCGACCUAUCUUGCGGUUGCUACUUUUUACACAGAUAUCGCUGAGACUAAAAAUCCAGCUCCAUACUGAGCCAAUAGAGUGCAGAGAGAAGGAGGAAUAGGAGCACGGAGAUGAUUUGAGACUUUGUUAAGGAUCUGUCUGGACAUCCAACAGUGUAGCAUUCAUAUUAUGUCUCCUUCACACCCAAUAAAAGGAAUCAGUGUAAAAAAUAUGAGAUAGAAACAACAGGAUUUGUCCAAAACUGCAAAGUGUUAUCAGGAGUUUCCACAAACCUGCAGAAUAUUCAGAUCAUAUUCUAGAGACGUUUUGAUAUAAAUUGUGUUAUUCUGCCUCAUUGUCAAAGAAAAGGAAGGUCAGAUCAAAUUUUCAUAAUAACUAAAAGUUUGCAGGUAAAUAAAAGGUGCUGGUUUCAACUUUUAACCCACUCAGAGAGGUUGCAUCAUCCUGAGCUGGUUUAGUGGGAUGUUAGUGGGGGAGGGGGAUAGGAGUGGGUUUCUUUUUGCUGUGUCAGCCCAGGAGCACUCUUUGUAUAUGACAACACUGCUGGCCUCUGGUGUUACCCCUGCCCGCCCCCCCCUCCUGCUUCCCCUGGUGCAGCCGUGUGUUUGGGAGAGCAGCCAGCUCCGCACGACCUUUCCCCCCCAAAUAAAGAGGUGACCCACCUCACCCUUUGCCUCUCCACAGGCACUGACGGCCAAUUGCGUGCUGCUGAGCCGCUCCCAUGGGGGCAGAUGGCUGUCUGACGGAGGCACACACACACACACACACACACACACACACACAGAAAUAACACGGUGAUAUAUAUAAUGAGUGUUUGCGUGAUGGACGGUGCGCUCAGGUUUUAGGUUUACCUGGCAGAAUGUGUGUGUGUGUGAUGUGGGAACAUUGGCUCGGUGAAGGCAUCCUCUGCCUCAUUUGGUGUGUGAUUGGGCGAAGGGCUGCUUGACUGUAUGAUUUGCCGCCAUGUGUGUGUGUGUGUGUGUGUGUUCUUGUUUGGUGCCUGGAUCAGCUGUAGGAGGAGAUUAGCAUGAGCUCACUGCCUACUCAUUUCCAUCCCCAUCUGCCUGUCUCCCACAGUGAUUCUCGCUCCUCUCCCUCCCUCCCCCUCCACACACACACACACGAGCAUAGACAUCCACACAGCAGCGGAUCCCGCCCCCGCGCUGCCUCUUUAGUCUUAUAAUGAAUCCAGAAGCAGACAGAUCAGCGUGCGUAGCAGCACAUCUACCAGGCAUGGCCUACAUUUCCUGUGCGUCGUCCCGUCAGGGGCCGGAGGUCUGUCUCAGACUGUGGCAGACUCACACACAGACUGUUUGUUGGUCUGUUUCCUCUGCAGGUGUGUGGCUGAUCCUGUGUGAGUUUGGGAGCAGGACAGGUAGAGACGGAGACGGCAGCUACAGGGAGAUUUUCGAGCUAAUAAUAAGCCGCGCUAAUCUUAUUUCUGAUUGAACUGGCACGAUUCCUCUGAGAGGAGCUGCCAAGUCGACUCAGCAGCUUUGUGAGAUCUCUGUCGAGAGGACGGGGCGUGAUAGUGAGAGAGAGAGAGAGAGAGAGAGAGAGAGAGGAAGGGGGAGAGAGAUUUAAGUUUAAGAAGCACAACAGCAAAGCUUCAGUUCUGCAAAAAUCAAACCACAGAAAAUGGAGCACCUGCUGGAAAGAGUGAGAGAUAGUUGAAGACAUGUCUCAGAUUUAAAGGAUGUUAAAUCAAAACUAUAAAAGAUAAAACUUUCAUUUUUGAGAAGCUGAAAACUCAGACUUCUGCUUUUUGCAUCAGCAAGUUUUUGCAACAUAGAUGUUAGGAAUCAUCAUCCCAAUAAUCUCUUGAAGUUAUUCUUAAAUAGAAUCUAAACUAGCUGCAGCAUUAUUCGCAAAAAAUUCGUCCUUUUGAGUCCAUAUGGACUUUGGAUCCUAAAUCCGCAGCAGAUUCUCUUAGAAAUGACUUUAAAAUCAGAAAAAAAUGCCAAAUUCAGAGGCAGAGAGACUCAUUUCUUCUGCAGAGCUCAAAGAACCAUAAAAAUAAAUCUUGUGGGAAGAAUCAACCAAGUGUCACAGUCAUCUGCUCACAUUUACAGAGAUUUUUUAUCCAAAUUAUACAGCCGGAUCUGAAAAUGAAGUCCCACUGUCUCUACUCUUAAAAUUCAUGACAGUUCCAGCUAUGUGGUGCAUAAUCUACACGGCUAAAAAGAAAGAGGAUUAACCUUAGCCAGCAUCAGCCUACACUGUUUUUACCAUCUGGCCUGGCUUUAAUAUCAGGAUGCAUGGCAGAAUUCAAGAAGACUGAACGCUCACCAAGUUUACUCUCUACGUCUGCUUCCAUUUGAAUUUCUGCCCUACAAAAUAUUGAGCGCCUGGAGGUGUGACAGUCUCACAGUUUUUCAGUUUUCAGGCUGAAUUAGGUUUACUUCUUCACCGUACGGGCGCUCAAUCUGUGGGAGAGGCUAAACUCUUUGAAAUGAAGGUGUCCAGCUCUGAAAUAAAAGGGUUUGGUAAAAAAAAAAGAAGGAUCCAAAGACGGACUUUGAAAAAUGUCCAAAGGGACUGGAGGUGUUGUUUUCUGUUGUUGUGAGGCGGGCCGGGUCCUGGGAAACCUCUUUGUCGUGCUUUUUGUCUUUUCGUCUCUUGGAGGAGUGGGGGGGUCACUGCGGCUUGGCCUCAGCCAUGUGGAAGGGCAGCUCCCAGGAGCUCUGUGAGGUAUUGUUGUGGGACAGCCAGUGGGGGUGGUGAUGCUGUCCACUGGCGAGCCAUUGUCACCUUCUUUGUGGCGGGUAUCAGCUGUGGAUCUGUGAUUGUGGGACAGAUAGAGGUGAUAACCCGCCUCCCCCUUCCCUCCCUCCCUCCUCUGUGGGAUGAUCAGCGCUCCCAAAGCGCCUGAGUCAUGGACCAGUGCUCAUUGUUUGCCUCCCCCUCCUCCAUCCUCCGUCCUCCCUCUUACGUCUGUUUGCUCAUCUUUUCUGGAAGCGUCAUGGCGGCUGCCAUCCAGCACAAACAAAGAGACACUGUCAGCUUUUAUGAACAAUCUAUCAGAGUUAUUUUCCACAUUUUUAUGCUUAAACUGCUCCUCUCCCGCGUUAAAACUUAUCUUUUCACAUGUAAUGCGUUCUGAAGCCGACAUGUUUCCUGCAUGAGGUGUCUACUGAGGAAGUGGAGGCCAGAUCAGGCGUGGUAUCAAACCAAAGUGGACCUUUUGAUGGGAAUGCACCACUAUGUAUUUAUUGGGUUGGCUUUAGCUCCCUUAAAAGUGGGGAUGGGCGAUAAAACGGUAAGGAUAUAGAUCAAAAAAUUAAUUUCACGCCAUAUCGGUAUGAAACAUGGUCAAUAUGCUUUUCAAUAGUCGGCAUUCUGCCAUGUUUUGGUCUACUAUACAAAUAGCCAAUUAAAAGGGGAGCUUCUGCGGGUUGUACUGCACUGAACCAAUCAUGUGCUGAAUCAGAACCAAGUAGCAAACAACUGCGUAGUAGCAGGCUGCAGCUACACGCAACCAUAGCACUUAAACAUGUGAAGCCGACAGCACUGUUGGUAAAAAAGAAAAGAAAAUGAGAGCUACCCCGGGCAGAAGAUGAAGGCUCAAUAGAUGACGACAAAAACAUUGAUGGUGUGGAGACAUUUUGGUUUUUUUGAGGUCGGACAUGAAGCAGAGUAAUGUGCACUGCAAAUUAUGUCGAGUACAUGUUAAAUUUCAUUUAAGAGUAAUGAAACAUUUAAGAUUGACAAGUUAUUUUUUUAUAUAUAUUGUGAUACAUAUCAAUAUCGACUGAUAUGAAAAAAAAUAGACUAUGAUAAACUUUUUCCCUUAUCGCCCAGCCCUGUUUAAAAGAAUUGUAGUCUCACUGAGGUGCUGAGGAAAAAAGCAAACUUCUCUAAGCAGCUUUUGACCUCAUGGUUGGAGCUCACGGGCUCAGAGUGUCCAGUGUUGCUGGCCUCACAGAACCUCCUAUAAAUGCAGCUGUGAUGAACAGGAGAAGGGUGUGAUGGUCAGGCAAAGUUCAGCUCGGAGCCGUCAUGUUGUAUCAAAAAGACAGGUCGGUCCACCUCCUGAUUAGUCCGGUUUAAGAUUAACUAAACCUGCUUCAGUGUGACUGAGACGUUGGUGUGAGUCACAGCAAACCAAACAGAAGGAGAGAUCAGAGGUUUUUAUGGACUUUACUGACUCAGGAGGAUACACCUUUUCUCAGAACACGCAGCCCUGAAUCUGGAGUGCUGUCCGAGGCUUGUUCAUUCUUUUAUAUCCCUCAAUAAACCCGCGGAGAAAUGAUCUGAAUGCAGCUGCAGGUUCAGAUAGGUGACUUUAUAACAGGGGAUAUCAGAGAACAAGUAAUGCUAAUAAAAGCAGUGUCUGUAAGAGCUUCUCCAAACCUUCACCUUUGAUUCUUCAAAAUGAAAGAGCCCAUCUGUGGGUAUCAGUGGAGGAUGAAUUAGGACUUUAAUUCAGGUCUCAUUUCGGGAUGUAAUCGGUCUAGACUGGGUCUACUCUUUGGGCUUGGACUCUCAACCUCAGUAGUCAGAAGUUUGGAGGUUUGGAUCUCAGGGUCUAGAGUGAACUGGUCUUUGGAGGGCAGAUUUACAGCAUUUAGAGCUGACUUGGUGGAAAUAGGGUUCAAGAAAAAGAGCGAGAAGAGUGAGGCCACACCUCUGCAGGAAGUGGAGGUGUGUGUGUGGGGCAGUGAAGGGGUAGGUAGGCCUCAGCAGGCUCAGUUUACUCCUCAGGAAUGAAGUGUUGGAAACAAAGACUUAUAAUGUGGUUAACAUCCUUCCUGCAGACUGCCUCGGUCACUCCCUCCUCUCCAAGUCACCGAUCUGCUGCAUGAAUCGUCCCGGCCGCACUCUGGCUGAUGAGGCGGCCGUGCAGAUGCUAAAUAAAACAAAACGCUGAAAGGCGAUCCCAACUUCUGGCACAGACGCUGCAGUCUCAGGUUCAGAGAGCCUCCACCAGGCCCAGACUCGCUCCUCUGCUCCAAUCAACCCCCGCCUUUGACUUAACAUCUUUACCCCUCCCCCUGCACACACACACACACACACACACACACACACACACACACACACACACACACACACACACACUCUCUGUUCAUCUCUUAUUGUACUACUCACACACUGAAAACCACAUUUCUGCACACACACACACACUCAGUCCACUCCUGCUGAGCAGACAAUAGACCUCUUGAAGCCCUCAGAGUAUAAUUAAUGUAAUUGUAGAUCUCAAAGACAAGGUAAUAUGUGGAGUGUGUAACCGCCUCCGACCUACGGCAAGCACAAAGACGCUUUUCUCUGCCGUCUUCCUUCAAAGAAAUGCUGCUGAAGCUAAACUCAGCUACAAGACAUCUGUUAAUAUAAAGCCCAGCAGCAUUUAUAUAUGUCUGCUGUCACUGUGUGUGUGUGUGUGUGCGAGCAGGGGGAGGAGCUGGGUCGGACAUGCUGACUUAUCCCAUGUGACCUCUUGCCUUCUCACUGGGCUCAUCUGUCUGCCCUGUUUAAUUAUCUCCUCUCUCUCUCACACACACACACACAUACACAUGGACUGACACACACGCGUGCACACACACAGAGGUCAGGGCUACAGCUGAACCUUGCCACGCCAUGACACCCCCUCCCCUCUCCUUCCCUUCCCUCCCCCGAUUUUCCCCUCCCUAAAUUCCCUCUGCUGGGUGUCUGCAUGACUCUGCAGAGGAUUAGGCCAGACGUGUGUGUGAAUAUGUGUGUAUUUGGAUAUGUGUGUGAGCACUUAUGGCUUGCAUAUCAUUCACAGUUUUCCCACCAGUGUUGUCGCCACAUUGAUUCAUGUUUCCAACCAGCAGGACCAUCAGUUAGGAGGGGGCCGCUUCAGACCAUAACACCACAUCCCAGUUUUUUUCAUCUUCUAAUUUAUGCUACAGAUAGAGAGCUGGAGAAUUUACAGAUUGUAUCUACUUUAAACAGUGAAGACAACAAGACAAUCAAGUUAAGAAUAGUUUUUUAUUCUGCUGUUAAUCCAGCAGACCUCGCUGUCCUGUUAUUAUUUAAAAAAGAGAGUGAUGCAAGAGAAGGGAGGGUUCAAGAAGAGCUUAGUUGUUAGCUAUUGCAAGCAUCACUCUGUCUGGACUUGAUGUGGGUCACCAGCUCAAGUCCCAUUAGUUGCUUUAGAGGUGAAAUGAACAGCCUGGAUAUUACAGAGGUGCCCUGAGCAAGAAGCCGGGGGCGCUGGCUUGUAUGCAGCCGCCUCACUCUUGAUAUCUCUUUAUUAGUUCGUAUGUGUGGAUGUCCAGCCCAUGUUUAUGUUGUAUUUUCAGUCAAAGUGAGUGAAAAAGAUAAUAGCUCUUCACCCUAAUCCUUACCGCAAGUCUGCAACAGUGCAGUGAUUGCGUCUUUGACAGUCCGGUGUAAUUUUAGAUUUCAUUAUGGCCCUGCAGAAGCAGGAGAGACAUGGAGUUAGUGUGUGUGAAUCUACACACACACACACACGGACACACGCUGUGCUGUUCUGCCCUACAGACUCUUGAUGCUUUACACUGCCUCUGUCUCCCUUCUGUUACUUCUUCUGACAGCCGAUGAGCAGAAGAAAAGUUUCACCUCACUACAUCAUGCUGCACUGAAAAGAUUUCAGAUGAGAUGAGAUGAUCAACUGAAAUGUUCGCUUAUGGAAUAAAUCAGAUCAGCUGUUUUCAUAGAUUUAUCUAUGAUCUAAAUAAUUUUUGAAACAAGUGAAGUUUCCUUCUACCUGACAAUAAAAAGGCCUUUAUUUCAGCUGUUUUAGUCUCUAAAUACAAAAGUUUUUUUAUUCACUCUGCUUCUGUUUUUGCAAUAAUUCAUAUGUUUGUUUUUAAACCUGGUUUCUUGGUCACAUUUCUUGAUGUGGCAUCUGUUGUUGGGCUGCUUUUUCUUCCUGAAGCAGGUGUGAAACUGUGUUGAUUUGCAGAUAUGCCGUCUUCAAUGCGACCACAUGCCUCAGUGCACUGAUUUAACAGCAUCUCUGUGGCAUAUGCUUGAAAGAGCUCUGCAGCACAGCCAGUAAAAUCACAUUUUGUCAUUUUAGUGCAGGAUCGCAAACUACAGAAACAUCAUGACACUCACUCAUCAUUGCCUGUUAACCAUACUGGGUGGACUCAAACAGCUACUGCAGCCAUUCACCAUCUCCAUCACAGAAAAAGUGUAAUUGUGCACAUUAUCACAACAUGAUUUCCAUCAGCCUAAGCAUCAUAAACAUCAUGCAAAAACAUCCAAAUCUAAAUAAUGUAAUGAGAGCUGUUUGUGGCCCAGUCAGAGAACAGUAAACACAGUUGAUGAGAGUUGAUUGGCGUGCUGUGAAAAUGGUCACAGUUAAGAAGAUUAUAAUCAGAGGAAAGAAACCGGCUUCACCCUUCUCUCUCCUAAACGUGGGCAAAUGUUUAAUGCAUUGUUUUUCCCUCUGCAGAAGUGGUUUGAUAGACUAAAUCAAUUCAUGCAAAAUGGGAUUAAAUGAAGUUUGGGUUGCAGAUGCACUUGGCUGCUGUGCUGACGUCAGGUUGAGGUGUCCUGCAGUCCUUUAGAUAUCUAGAUCUGUGAACUUUCUGGGUAUUUUGAAGUGCUUCAGGACACAGACAGAGGAGAACAGUGAGGCUCCUUCUGAUUUUCCACAGAGCUGAAUUUAUUCGGAGAGGGGAGACAGUGUUUAGUCUGGUCUCAAGGACAGAGCCGGCAGUGUUAUGUCUCUCUGUCUCUUCCCUCUUCUUCUCCCUCAACCUUUCAUGUUUCCAUGAACCGGCUCCUCUCCCCUCUUUCAGACCCUCCUCCUCGUCCUCCAUCCUCUCUGACCCCCUCACCCCUCCCCUCCUUUCCCCUCUUCUCUCACCGUCUUCGGUGGAGGCAUCCAGCUCAGGAAGUGCUGUGAAACAUCAGAUUCCACUUCCUGCAGCAAUCAAUACAUCUCAGGUCCAACAGACGCACACACAGACACACACACACACACACACACACACACACACACACACACACACACACACACACCUGCUGUGAUUUCACACUAUGCAUGACUGAGGAGCUUUAAUUCAAACUAACGUACAGUGAAAAAAAUCAAACUGUGUUUCAAACACCUGGAUGACCUGCAAGUUUUCAACAAGGAGCUGUUGAGUGAAGAGUUUUGGAGCUACAAUCUGAAAACUCUCAUACUGUGGAGCUGUAAGUGUUGUCUGAAAAGCAUUUAUAGCGAUGGGUGGACACCUUAGCUGGUUUGACUGUCUUUGAGAUGACUCCAGGAGAUGGUGAAUCAUUUGGUAGAACCAAAGCAGGUAACCAUGUUUGGUGCUAGAGCUAUUUUUCUUCACUUUUUGACUACUGUCUCUACAUUAAAUAAAAAUAAGACAAGAAUCAGUUAUAAAAUAGUUAAGUAUGCAGAAUGUUUUACAUAAUUUGAUCUCAUUAGCUCCUUUAAUGUGACAUUUUGCUGUAUGCUUGACCUCUAAGUUCAACACUUUUGUACGCUGGGGUCUUUGCUGUUGCUCUCCCUGCCUCCACCCCAGCUCCUCCUUUUUAUACUGGGCUGGAUUUUUAUCUGAGCCAUGUGUUACCAGUGUCCUGAAGAGCACAGUGUACCAGAAGAAAGACCAUAAAUCUUGAUCUGGCAUGAUCAGUUUUGUUGCGUUUUCCUGAACCACCCCACUGACAGACAUGCUCAGUAUCUGAAACAUGAACUUAUUACACCUUACAUUCUGCAAACUUUGGUGUUUAAACACUUUUUCUACUCUGCGCAAACAGUCAAUUGCGCAAGAAACAGUAACAUCUGCAUGUGUUAUGUAAGGUUGCUGCAACGUACGACGAUUUCAACUUUAAACUUAGACUUAAAUUGGCCUUUUGGAGACAAAUGGAGGAAUCUUUGUCGAAGAUAAGGCAUGAAAGAAGGCGGAGGUAGGUCAACCCAAGUGCAAAGACACACUUGCAGGUAGAGAAAACUUAACGAUAAGCAGGUUGCAUAAAAUAAUAAAUGUACAGUAUAAAGAGUUAUGAUAUUUAACUAGGCUUAAGUGAUCCAAAUUAAACCAUAUAACAUUUUCCCUGUUCAUAAAUGGUCCUCUCUGCAGAUAAAAGUAUAUAACAGAUCUAUAAAUCAUCCAGCUCAAUCUGUGAUUCUGUCUUUGUGAAUUCCUGCUGCUGCACCGUGGUUGUCUUGGAUGCGAAGAAGAAGCAGCAGAGAAACAGAGACAUGAACAAACUGAAAGAGGGAUAGCUGGACGCCUCCUCCCCUGCAGCAGUAAUGAAAUGAUAGAUCCCUGAUGUGGAUGGAGCAGAAGUGAAGCGAUGACCUCACAGCCACCUAAUCGCCGCGCAGGGACGAGCCGGCGGCUAAUGUGUCCAUUAGCCUUCCCUCGGCCAGAGGAGAAAUAAACCUGACUCAGAGAGAGAGAGUGAGAGAGAGGGGAAGACGAUGGACAGGAAAUAAGUUUUUCCCUCUAAUGCAAAAUGACUUUUCUUUUUUAAGAGGCUUUUUUUGGUCCUUUGUUUUACAUCCCUGUAAUUUGGCGUAAAUGUUUUGGGGAUGAAACAGAAAGCACAGACUGUUUUUGGAAAGAGAUGGCUGAACGAUUAUCUGAGUCCAAUAUUUGGGCUGAAAAAUGAAUCCAAGCAUAACAAGAAGUGAGUGUUAUCUGAAAAAUCUUUGUCCCACUUUCAGAGCUCAGAAACUUUUCAGUGAAGAGCAGAAUCAAACUUUUGUGAGUUCACAUUUUUGCAACAACAUGGGUCUGUGUGAGGGAGCGUCUCUGUGGUUGUGUAAAUGUUUUCUGCUGUGGGGGGGUCCUGUUGUUCCUCACCCGGCCUACAGUUCAUCAGUGGGGGUCAGAGAGGUUGCUGAUACCAGAGUUUGCUCCAAUGGAAGCCCCCUCCCCCUCAUCAUGUGACCCAUGUGGGGUGACUGUCAGUGCACAAUAGCCAGAAGCCGAGGGAUGGGCCUUUUUGUGCAAAAUGAAAACACAGCACAUGUGAACAAGUGAAGCCCUGCAGAGUCACAUGUUCACCUGCUGCUGCACCGCCGGCCCUCCCACUUCCCUUUUUCUGCGUACAGCGGUGCAAGCGAAGAGUCGGCUGUCGGCCACAACAACCCUGCAGACUGUCAGUCUGAACUUGCACCGCAGAGUCGUGGCAGCCAGUGACUUCUGGUUUCGACACCACACCGGCUUCCUGUCGCGCCUCCGCCCUGCUGUCGGAAACUUCAUCAGUUCUCCUUAUGCAACACUCCAAAAUGUCUGCAGCGUCUUCUCCCAGAACCAAAAUGUCCUAUUCCUAAAAUGCACGGUGGACGGCUCGCAGGGUGUCGACUCUGAUUUUUGCAUCCUUGGAUAAACGUAAUCUAAGCUCACAGCCCUGAUUUCCUCCAACCUUUGAGAUAUUUAGACAAAUGCAAAUCAACCAGAUGUUUUACACAUUCUAUAUUUUUAAUCACAAAUUUCAAAAUAAAUGAAGACAAAGAUAAAUAUCUUAAGAUCAUUAACUAGAAUUAAAACAAAAACAAAAAAACAAGCAACUAUACAUUUUCUUGCAACAGAAAGCUUUCACACACAUUAUGCUCUAUGGUCAAUGUUGAUAAAGUCAUUAUUUUAAGUCACAACCUUUGCAGGGGUGGCAAUUUAAGUAUCACUUUGCAUAAUCCUGCUAAAAUGAAAUAAAAUAAAGAAACAGUCAUUUAGAUCAAAACCCGCAUUUUGAAUGUUAGAUUACCCGCUAGAUAUGCAUAUUUCAGGGAUAUGAAGCAUUUGAAGAUUUCUCUGGAAAUAACUCCACAAUAAGUGAAAAUGUAUAAACUGGCAGCAUGUUUGUAAAGGGUCUAGAUUAUCUUGGAUGCCUGAUUAGCUUGGAAAUCAGAGUUGUUGCACUGCUGCAAAGGAGUCAGACCCACUUUUAUAGAUGAAAGUAAAAGCGUGCUGCAAAAUAAUUGCACAGAAACUGGAAAAACAAUCACUGAGCUGUGAUAGGAUGGGCUAAAAGUCAGUUUAAAGACAUUAUUUAUGAUAAAAUAGAGUCUAAAGAAAGCUCAUGUCUAGUCUCUCUCCAUCUGUGUCAGACUGAAUUGCAGACCCUCCUCCCUCACUGCUGGAAGUCAUGUGAUUUGGCUCUAGAGUGAAGCCUCUCACUCUCCCUCUCUCCCUGCGGCUCUCUCCAUCGCUCAGCCUCUCCCAGAGUUCACCAGUGGAACAAAAUGUCCGGCUCCGAGGUGGAAAGCGCCAGUAUGUGCUGGCUGGCCGGCCGGCUCGAUUUUGAGGCUGCCCGGCUCCCUGUGCUCGACCAGAAGGGCCUCUUUGUGCUCUGGCCUUACAAAGAUGCACCCCGAGGCAGCGAAAAAAAAAAACCCCACCAAAAACAAAACCCACAGCAGCGUCCAGGCCAGAGCGGAGGGGGGGCUGCCUGUAGGACUACAUGCAGCGUCCAGGAGGAGCUGCCAGAAUCAGAGGUUACAAAUAAAACCUGGUGAAAAGGCCGGAGAGAAACAGAGGAAGGAAGUUUUCCAUCAGAGCUGAAAAGGCCCCACGUGGUCGGCUUCCUCUCAUUCCUCUUCCUCGUGUGCAAACCCAUGAUGGCUGAGCAUUUUGCAAUCGCUGAAAGCUGCUGGGAAAAUACUUGUAAAAGUUGUGGUGAUCUGCUGUAAUCUGCUUUUUCCUCCACAAGUAAAAGGUUUGGGGAUUGAACCUCAGUGUGUUUAUGUGCUGACCAAAAUAGGGCAGCAAGGACUGACUGUGUGAUCUUGAGUCUGCUCAAAAAGUGGCAGGGUUUCAUGAGAUUAUUAUGUGUCGAAACCACUGACAAUGAGGCGCACGCUCACACCAAGGGGCCAAUGACAGCAGGCCUUCUGGGAAAUAUAUAAAAAUAUAUCAUUAUGGUUCGUUACGUUGGUUGCUACUGGCCAUAAAAUGGAGGGAAGAUGAAGAAGAGGCAUCAGCAGCUGCUGCUAGCUAGCUGUAGCACUGCAGAUUUGUAAUUUUCAUAAGAAGAGCACACAUACAAAUAAAAAUUAAGAUUUUACAGUGCAGAAGAUAUGAGGCUGUGAAAUUUCAAAAUAAAAGCCUCACAAACAUCUUAGACAGUCUUCUCUGUAAAUAUGUACCUGUUACAGAUGCAGAUAAAAUACUAAUAUGAACAUCGUAAUUGAUGGAUAAUAAACAGGUAAGUUUAUAAAGUGAUGGGUUGCACCAUCCUGAUCUUGUUCAUGAAUAUCGUGAAAAUAUUGACGAUUGAUGUGAAAAUCUGAUAUGCCACUUCAUGGCAGCAGUUUAGUUCAGAUCAAACUUCAGAUAUUUCAGAAGAAUCUUAUUUUUGUUCUUACAAACUUAAAUACUGCCUCAAGUUUGGUUAAGAAAUUAAAAAAAAAAAAAAAUGUAAAGCCAUCCCUGCCAUAUGCUGCUUUACUUUGAUUUUUUCACAACCAUUUAUGUAAACGACAGCUUUGAUUGCACUUUUCAAACUUAUAUCAAGUGAUUAAUUGGCUGUUAAAGACGCAGAGGUUGUGGUUUUCUGAAUGUGAGCGUCUAGUGAAACCCCUCGGUCACAUGAGCUCAUCAGGUAAUUGUGCCGCAGAGUAAACAAGGUUUACAGGAGCGCCGGCGACAAACAGGGACAGUGUUUUAAAGAAAUAACAAACUCAUGACUAUCAGCGUCUCUGAGAGCCGUAAACAGAUAGUCAGACACAAUCUGCUGGCUGCUGCGUCUCCGCUCACCCUGCUGUGACCGGCCUUUAUUUACUCUGCGUGUGUGCCUGUGUUUCCAUACAGUAGUGCUAAUGAACUUUGAGCCUCGUCUUCAGGCCUCAGCAGCCGCCUCUGAUAGUGAAGACAGAGUCGGGAGGAGGGUUAAUGUUGUUUUCUGCUCUUGAUAGCGCUGUGACCUGACUUCACAGACACAGAGAUACCUGGCACAUACACACACACCCACCCACACACACAUACUGAGUGUGGGCCACCUUAUUGUUGACUGCAGGGCGCGUUGUGCAAAGUCCCAUUCAGAGUGUUAAUGAGGCUAACCUGAAGUUCAGCGACCGGCGGUUCAUUACAGAAAUAACUCUGAGGUCCUCGAGAGCAGUGCAUAAAAUGUGUCGUGUUCCUGUGUGCGUGUGUGUGUGCGCAUGUGUGCGUGGAUACAACAGCACAGCCAGCUAGCCACCAUUUCUAUUUCAGUCUAUUAGUUUGAUGCGGUGGGGUAGCAGACAGUCGGACACCUCUCUGCUGGAGCGAAGGAGGGGAAAAGCGCUAAUGGAUUUACUUUAGUGUGUGUUUCAAGGUGCCAGACAGUGUUUCUCUCCCUCCUCUCUCACCCUCCCUCCCGCCUCCCUCCCACAUCUCAAAGUGGGCUAGGCAGCAGCUCGAGCAUUAAGGCGAGGCAGAAAAAAAAACUACUCUUCCUCUUCCUUUCAUGCUUGGAGAGAGCUGCAGCAUUAAGUGAGAGAGGCAUCAGACUAGUGUGUGUGUGUGUGUGUGUGUAUGUGUGUGUAUGAAUAUGUGUGCGUGUGAGCGUGAUGCACCGCCUUCACACAGUACAGCACACACACAGCGCGCUCCGGCCCCUACAUUAUCCCAAAUGCUGCGGCUGUGAUUGGAGCGGUAAUGUGGUUGCUAAGCAAAUGCAGUUUUCUUGGACUAAAUGGGAGCGGGCAGGACUGCUUCCUGGCUGGUUGGCUGGUGGGCCGGGCUUCAGCGACUCCAACACUAAUGCUGCUGCUGCUGCGUGCUAGCAUGACUUACACACGCGCAUGUUGGAGAUGUUUCACUGCAGCAACCAGACAAAGAUCAGAAAGUGGGCUCUCUUUUAUUUACCUGCAUGUGUUGGGAACAAGAAGACCUGAUUUUCAGAAUGAGGUUUCUUUGGUAAUUGAAUAUCAGACUGAAUGGCAUCGCCUUGCUGCUUUUACGACAGAUUUUGGACUUUUUGAAACCAGUGUGAUGUUUUUAGAAUGAUUGUUUUAAAGACAUGGUGGCAAUUUUUGGAAAUUGUUUAGCUAGAAUGAAAUUGCAUUUAAAUUGAGCAGUUUUGCACUGAAAAGUACCAAAUGUAUCCCACUUUUCCUGGGGCUCAAAAGGUCACAAAACACCCCCAUGUGCUUUGAUAUGACAAAGAAGAGGAAACAGACCAAGCAUUAGAAGUUAUAACUUCCACUAGUUGAAUUUGUCUUGAAUUCCUGUGGUAAAUUUCCCUCGUCUGGAGUUGUUUUUCUCUCGUUGUAACUUUGUCAGAAAUAUUCCACAGACUUCAUGAAGUUUUUCUGUGUUUCAGCGGGGAAAGCAUCACAGUCCAAGUGUUUUGUUGUUUCGCUGAGUCAAAAUCAAAGCAGUGGGAGAAAUUCCUCCCAAAGAUAGCUGACUUUUAACGGUUUGUCAUUUUAGCGGUUGAGGGCGAGAAGACGAUGACUAAACCAUGAGUCCGACGAGUGACAGAACAGUGGUGGGCCACAACAAAGGACUUCAGAUGAUUCAACCAAAGACGCUGUGUUUUUAAAAGUGAACCACACACACAAAUGUCCCACAUUUCAGAUAAUAGAAGACAUGCAAACUCAAAAGUGGAGUUUUCUCACUGUUACAACCUGCUUGGCCAGUGGGUCCAGAAAGAUUCUCCACAUGGUCGGUUUUUUUUUGUCUUUAUUGGUUUAGUAUUAAUGACUCAAACCCAAUCUGGACCUCUGAACGAGUCAAUGGUGUUCUUGUAUGACAAAUCCAAUCAGAGGAAUGUUUCGUGUUAGAAUUAAUGGAGAAAUUUUCAGUCCAUUGACAAAAAUAUCAGCCUAUCAGUGCUUUAAUACCUGCUCAGAUUCUAGCAUUCUGACCGAUUCUUUGUAUUCUCAAUCUGCGUUUGAUUCUGGUCUGAAAAACUGAAGCAGAGCCAAACCUUGCCCUUCAAAUAAAGCAUCUCAUCUCCAAAUACCUGCAGGAAUCUGGUGCAUUUUCUCCCUCAGAGCCCUGCGUCAGGUCUGAGCCUCUCUGUCAGCCAGUGGUCGGCUCCUGUUUCCUGUAAGGUGAGGCGACAGCUCGAGGUCAGCUGUCUGUCAAAGAGUGAGGUGGAGGUGUGAGGCGGCGAGAGGGCUGAUGGGGGGAGGUCACUUCUUGAGGACGGCUUUAAUUAAAGUCUGUCUCGCGGUUAGAACAACACGUACUCAUCAGUUGACCUAAAAGAGCGAUGGGGCUGACAAUUAGCCCGUCCAGAAGUCAGGGGGGGUGGAGACGUGGAGCGAGGAUCCACUUUCAAGCAUGUUUGGAGUAGUAGAGCUGUCGUUGUGUGUAUGUGAGUCUGUGCGUAAGAACAGGGUGUCAUCUACUUUUAGCUUCACUCACAGAGAGUCACAUUUCCUCAGCUUACGUCUGAGAAGCUCCACUGAGGACAGAACACACUCUACCACACUCUCACAGUGUGUCUGUGAGGCAGUCUGAGGAGUAAACACCCUAAAACCCUGCUCUGUCUGUUUGUGGAUAAUUUGUCAUUUGAAUACAAAUAACUGCUCAUUCAGUGAAGAUGCAACAGAGACAAACUCUGAGCUGUGUGUGGUAGUAUUUGGUGUGUGAGAGACUGAAUAGUGGAGCUUACAUUUACACUUCUUUUCCCCACACUGAAGAAAGUAGGUCCUGUAGCAUCAUUCAGAGGAGUGUUACUCGGAGACUAAACCAAAACUGGUGUCGCUUUAAGACAUGAUUCGAAACAGAUUUCUCAUCAGUAAUCAGGAGCUGAUCUUAACGCCAGCUCAUAUCAGCUGAUCACCUCUGAUGCAUCAAUUGGUCAAUGUGAAAAUGGUUGUUCUGUUUGGACUGUUUUCAGCUUGCUUCAUCCAUUUUUGCUAAUUGUCACUGAUGUCUGCUGUGGUCUGUCCUGGUGGAUCUUUGCUGCUGCUCUCCUUGCCUCUCCAAAUUCGAGGAGUGUGUCUGCAAGAAUCUGACUUUAUCCCAAGUUACUUAUAAAUAGUCCAAUUCUUUAUGACUUUGCCUGCUGGUGUUCUCUGUAGGUAUAUGGAAGUCUUUUUCCUUCUCAUGCAGACUUUGAGUAUUGUAACAGAUUUGCAUUGAAAUUCGCAAUUCCGUCAGUCUUUUCUUAUCUCCUUAUUUCGAGGGAAACCAUGGUAUAAAAAUUGUGGCACUGUUCCUUUAAAUGGGUCUUAACAGCACCGUGUAAUGUGGUGCGACCCUGCAGAAGUGUCCUCUGCUGCUGUGUGGAACCUUUCUGUACAAAGUGUGUACAUGACUGUGUGUGCGUGCAUAUGUGUGUGUGUGUGUGUGUGUGUGUGUGUGGGAGGCCUCAUGUGGGCCUGACCUGAUUCCAGCCAAGCAUCGCGUGCCUGACCAGAGCAUCUCUCUGUUCUCGUUCUCUCGUUCUCUUUCCCAUCCAUCCAUCCCUCCCUCGCUCGCCCCGCUCGGCCCAUCCCCUCUCUCUCUCUCUCUCACCCUCUCUCUCUCUCUCUCAUCCAUUCUUCUGUCGCUCUUUUUUUUUCUCUGCUUUUUCUCCCCGCAUUACAGUGUGCCUCACCGCCCAUGCUGCACAGUUCACUUGGACACACUCUUUGAUGCAUGCACACACACGCACGCAUGCACACACACACACACACAGGGUCCCACAGGCUCCCAGCUUACCUCAGUGGAACUGAAGGGAACGAUUUCACAGCAGCUUUAUGGCAGACUAAAUGAGAGUGGCACUGUCUGCUCCACGCUGAGUGGCGGGACGGGAAUAAAGAUUUACAUAUCUGGGUUAAAGUUUGGCAUGGAAAGGAAAUCCUCUUUUUUCCACUUUAGCUAUCAAACCACAUGGCUAUUUUAUCGACUCCUUUAGAAAUAAGUAUUCUGGGAAGCAUCUGAUGUUUACUCGGUAGAAACUGAUUCCUGCAAAGUGCCUGACUGGAUGCUGAAGCGCCAUGAUUGAAGAGUCCUAAAGGGUUGAGUUUGACCUGUCAUCCUGCAGCUGGAAGAGAGCCAACAUGGAGCAGAGGGUGUGAAUACUCAGCCAAGGUUUAUGUUUCAGUGGACAGGUGGAGGGAUGGUAAUUGUGCUAUCCAGGAAGGACUGUAUACUUUAGUGCAAAGAGGACGAGCUGGCUGAGAAGUGCAGCAACAGAGUAUUAAGUCCAGUUAGGACAGUUAUACUUAAACCCAAUCAAGUCCUACUGCUUUAAUAUGUAGAGACUUAGGGAAAUUGUCAACAAGGUGACACACACUGGUGAUAGGUAGUGUUGGAGUGGAAAGGGCAGAACCACUCUGUGUGUGUGUGUAGAGCUUCUGCACUGGGACACCGUUAUCAUGCAGUUUCAAGGUGCAAUGUAUGAGUGCAAAAAUGUAAAUGUUUGGGCUUUAGAGGUUCAUGUUUACCACACUGAAGCUUUGAUUUAGAUGCUGCAAAACUUCAGCUAACAUGAGAGUGCUAUUCUGUGUUUCUAGGUUUAGAAAACAAAUACCAGCUCUCUAAAGUUGGCCCACUUGCUUGCAUGUUUGCCUCUUUUUCAGUGUGGUCAGUUUUGCAGCAGCAUGCAUGCGUCUCUGUUGGAGAGGUUUCUGCAGCCAAAGGUAGCAGCAGCAGCCUGAAAACACCUGUUCAGAGUAUUAAUCCCUUGGGAGGGUUAAAUUGUAAACCUAAUCUUCUGCGAGAAAGAAGUGGCAUCAUGAUAGUACUCACUCUCUUUUUAGCACAGUGUGUCCAAAACCUCUUGCUGAUAUAAGUUUUCUAAAUGUGCCUCACAGGUUGAUUUGAAUGCAUAAAAACUGGAGUACAGUUGUAUAUCUGCGGUCCCUCUAAGCUGCCACUUCCACACUGUGCCUCAUUUCCAGCUCCACAGGGUUUGGACAACCCUCACUCACCGUCCCCCCUCCUUCCCCCACCAUCUUUCAGAGGUUCUGUUGUGGGGAGGGAUGAUCCGAGGCCUGUCAUCCCCAAUUACCCAGAUGUGGGCCUCGGCCGCUCUCCCUCUCGCUAAUCCCUCCUUUCUCUGCCUCUCUCUUUCUCUUCUAUUCUUCUGCUCCGGACACAAAAAGAGAGCGGGGUGAGGCUGAGCAGCGCUAUUGUUUGAGGGUCUGUAAGGGUUAUUAAAGCAUAUACAGUAUGCAUGCUAUAGAGCUCUGCUGGAGGUUUUUGGUCAUCACCUGGUUUUUAUUAUAAUGUACAACAUAAAUAUCUGUCAUAGCUGUUAGAGGGGUAUUAUGAGAGAGAUCAUGUGGAAGAUUCAGGGGUCUUUAAUUACCCACAGCAUUGUGAAAGAAAUGCACUUUGAGAUGACGUUAUGCAGAUUUAAAAAGCUGGGACUGUGACAUGUAGUGAUUUGAAAACAGUUCCCACCAGACAUAAGAAUAUUUCCUCUGUUUGACUUAAAGCAUGAGCAAAAUACUAAAAUUACUGGUGUCUAAAUAGAUCUUAAUCUCUCAGCGAUUUCUUUUUUUAGUGUGAGACUUUUAGCGAGGUGUCACUACAUACACUCAUUUCCUGUGGCCAUGAAGUUGCAUCAGUAUUAGUCAAUCCAAACUGCAUUGAAAAAGCAAGAAUCGAAAUAAUAACGUAUGACUGAUCAGGCCUGUUAAUUGUACUUAAAUCACAGCAACCUAUGGUUGUUUUGUUUGUGCCACGACACCAGACCACAUUAUGUGACUUACAUCAUAACAUGAGGUGAAAAUGAGCUUCUGGUUCAGUUAGGAAACAGUUUUUACAGUUUAAUGUGCUUCAACGAAGUGUUUGUGAGAUCUGUUUGCCACUGGAGGAUUUGGCUGCAUCCCAAAGUUUUCUGACAGACUUAAAACUUGAUGACGUGAAUGCCGUCUUGCGGGUUAAUUCUCCCUUGAGUCUAUGGGAGCUUAAAGAGAGUCUGGUGUCUUUUCCAGCCCUGCCUGGUCUUUAUUUUCAGGAGGAGCACAGAGAAGAGGGUCAGCAGCCUUUGAAACGAAGCAGCGCCCUCUCUCUCUGUCCUUCCUGCUCUUCUCUGCUCUCUCUUACCUCGGGGCAUGCCCUGUUGGAGCUCAGAGCAGUGAUUUGGUUCUGUCUGCAGUGUUGGAAACAACACCGAAACAGCUGCCAAGAACUCUGACAAGCUCAUUAUGUUUCCUUCAAACUGUUAUCUGGUAGUCGACGGAAGAGUUGUGUUUGCCGAACGUAUGAUGCUCAUUUUGUGGGGAGGCCCGUCAUGCGUCGGGGGGGGACCUACUUUUAUCGGCUGACCUACUUCACAGAGCGCUCUGCACUCAUGUUGGAUUGUUAAUUUGGUGCGUUGCACCUCUUUGUGGAUCUUUUUAGCAGCCCUGUGAGGCCGGCCCACACCGGUCAGGGGGGAGAGAGGACCGGCUGCCACCACUGCUGCGUCUUUGAAAACUCUCUCCAAGCUGCUUUUCAGAUUACCAGCGCUGCAAACUAGGUAAUCGCCCCUCAGCACGAAAGGGCUUAUAUACCAACUGCAAAGUACGCACAAUUCAUUUCCAGCGCCACCUCACCCUGCUCGCCGCUCUAAUCGGAUUCUUGUAUUUUUCUGUUUUGUUUUCAGUGUUAUGCGAGUGGGUGCUGUUGUUUAGGUCUCAUUCUCGCUGGAUGCACAGCUCACAUGGCGGCUCUAUAGGAGAGUGGGAGUGUGUAAAAAGUGGGGUGUGUUUGCGUGACCGCUCAUUUUGAGCCUUCUCAGCUUUUUCCUGGUGGCAGGUGGCACCAACAUGGUGUUACACUGCUGAAUGUAAAGCAAAUAUGCAUGAAAGAAAGAGAGAGAUGUUCAGAGAAAUGAUCCACAAAUAAAGUUUGGUGCUGUUAAUCACAGUGUCUAUCAGGUAUUUCUGAUACCUCAUCUGUACCACCUGACUGCCUUGGCACCUUUCUGACAAGGUGUAACUGGGUGUCUAGGGAGUGGAAGUUGCUGUGGAAAACUAUAUGACAAAGCCAGCGAGGUCUGUCCAAAAUAAACGCAGGAUGGGUUUGCCAGUUGAAACAAACAAAAUUGAAGUAUUACGGUAUUUAGUUCAUGCAUGAAGCAUUUAAUCUGAAACAAACCAUUUCAUAACCGUUUAACGGGCCUCUAUGUCGACACGAGCAGGAAAACCAUCGACCAUCAACACUCCUGACUGUUUUUAGAGUCUCCAAUAAAAAAAUUUUGUAAGCCCCUUCCAUGUUUCUAUUAAUGCCAUCAAUAGCAGAAGCAGAAACUUGCAACAUCACGUGACCAUCUAUCCAAAUCCCUGCACAAACCAGCCUUGUCUUGAUUAGAUUGAAAUGUCCUUCCUAAUAGGCCGGAUCGUACCAGUCUUUCCUGUUCGGAUGUUCUGAUGCAGCAUUUUUAUUCCCAUUUACGGAAAAUAAGGGUUUGUAUUUGGUGACAGAAAUGCUAAAAAGCUAUAGUUACUACCACACCCCGCAGUGUCAGGAACAAACGGAAACAUCUGAGAAGUCAAUGGUUUCUUGGUAGCAUCUUGUAACACUGAAGGAAAAUCAGUAACAGAUCAGGUGCAGACGCUGCCAACUACCUCCAUCCAGAUCCCCCACACAGACCACUUCCAGUUGUGUUUUGUUCUUCUUCCUCUGUGUUUUUCUUUUCCCUUCAUGGCAACCACUCUGGCUGCAGGAGAAGAAGAAGUGAUGAUGGUGGUGGAGAGCGGCACAGGAGGGGGUUUGUUUUGGUUCAGAUGCUUGUUGCAGCCAUGGAAAGAGUUAGCCAAUAAAUGAUGGGGAGGUCCGCUACAGUUGUCCUGCCAGAGCUAAGAUCUCCAACAUCCCCCCCUGCACAGAUCUGUGAGAGGGAGGAGUGCAGAAUAACUCUGAAGUUCCACAUGCAGAGCCAACAAGGGGUGCAGUGAUUGGAGUUUUAUGAAAGCCGUUAAGUAAAAUCCCUCUGUCCAACCAUUAGAGGGAUGCAAAGAGAGGCUGCACAAGAGCAUGUGUCAGUCUUCAUUUAGAAAGAGUUUUUCAAAGUGGAGCUGCUUGUUUUGUAACUGAAUCAGGAUUAGAAGUACAGGCAGAAACGCUUGUAUCUGCAGCCUGUACGAUGAGAAAAAACAGUCCUGGAAAAAGUGAGUUUUAGUGGAGUUCUGGCAGAUAACUUUCCUGUUCUGGUGACAACACCCCCUUCCUCCAAUGUUCCUUUCUCAGCUCAUAUGCUUCCCAUCAGGCACAGCCAUCCACAUGACGUCAGUGUGUGUUAUGUGAAUGUGUGUGUGCAGGAAUUGGGAAUGGCAGGGAAACCAACACUGCUUUCCAGAUGUGAGAGGAAAGGAGGGAAAUGAGGAGAACAGAGCUGACAAAUGAGCAAAGAGUUAUACUGGUUCCAGUUUCAGUUUGUCUCGUGGUCACUGGUGUUUGUUGGCUUGCACAGAGAUCAGAUGUUGCCCAACAGCAGCGCCUGACACCCUCCUCUGACCACAGUUUCCUCAUUUGCUCGCUCUGCACAGGAAUCCAUUUUGUAAACACUACUAUUGGGUUUUUUUCUUUUUUUUUUUCUCUGCAUGUACACUUGGCCUUGAAUAUUUUGCCCCCUCCCCUCCUGGUCCUCGCCUCCUUGUCCAGAACAAACUCCUCUCUCAGAGGCCACAACAGCUUCUUUCUAAGGCGCUCAGUUUAAACCUCCCAGCCCCUCCAGAGUGGGCCGUCCUGCAGUUAGCCUCUCUGGAUGCAGCCCAAACUUUCUGUUGGCCUGUUAUUCAACCUGACCCCUCCCUGACCCCGCUGUGGCCCGGCUCUCUGACCGGCCAUUAAAUCCCAAGACGUAAAGAAGGAGUGCUGUGACUCCUGGUCAUUAAAACACAUUUGGGGCAAUUAAACCUGUAAGUGUCCCUCCCUUGAUUACUUCUCAAGAUAGUGUUUGCAGAGAGAGCCUGCAUUUCUGAAGGCCAGACGCAACUACCCCUCCCACACAUGACACCACCCCUUCCCUUUUUGUUCUAUUUUUACAGUUCAGACCGUAAAGUCAGUCAGGAGACAGCUUCGGCUGUUUGGUGGGGAGGUCACUAAGGGUCAUGAACCCUCUGUGACACUUUAAAAUGAGCCCUCAGAGGAAAGUCUGUGUCCACUCCAUUGCUUUAUCAGUUGGUGUCAUUACGACUCUUAACAAGGUACAAACCCACCUUCAUUGUUUGUCAUUAUUACGUGAUUACCUGAGGCUUAUUUGUUACUAACUGAGAAAGUAUCAGAACUAGCAUAAAGUCCGCAAGGUGCUAAAAUUUCAAAAGAAAAUUUCGAGCUGUAAAACAAUAUGAACUGAAUGUAAUCUCUAUCAAACAACCUUCCCAACAGCAGCACUGCAGAAAUACAAACACAAACAUGGUAAUAGGAUGUUUUUUACUGCUAGCUAAGAAAUGUAUAGCAACAGUUUAGCUAGCAGCCCACAGUUUCUGCAUGACCUAAAAAAGACAGUUGGGAAGAUACCAAAUUUUAACAUUAAACAGUUUUAAGGAACAUUUUAACAGUUUAAAUUCACUUAUGUGUUAGUUAGGGACCACUUAAGUAAAAAAAAAUUGACUUUUUUUCAUUUCAUGCAGUAAGUUUAAUUUUGCAGCAGAGGUAGGCAGAGCAACAGCAAAAAACAAAACAAAAACAAGACUCUGUUUAAAGAGCUCACUGUCUUUCAUAAAACCUUAAAACAAGCUAAGCUCGUAUGAAAAGUUUCAGCUAAAGCUAGCAGCCGCUCAGCCUGUAGCCACUGCAGAUGAUCUGCGUGUGUCUAAAAUCAUCCGAGUUUCACUCUUUUUAAAGGUGACACAUUUUCAGUACUUAAAAAAGUUCUGUAAAAGUGAUCAACUCGAAGAUGUGUGAAAUGCAUGGGAAAAAUAUCUGUCCUCAAGUUCAACCCUUAAACUGCUACCUCCAGGCUCCUUUUAUAAUCUGAAAAGUCGUGCGUAGCCCUAACAGUAAAUUCAGAUCAUUAUAGAAAGGCCAUGAUUGUCUGCUGUACCUGGAGUCAGAUUUAAGGCUAGUUUUGAACAGAGGCACUGCCAUUAUCACACAGCCAUUUCACCCUCAUAAAGUCUCUGUUAAGGAGACUGGAAAUCAAACGCGAGGCGGGAACAGAUUUAAAGGACAGGCCAGCCUCCUCAGGUGAUUUGACCGCCGUGUGUCGCUGGUUGGAGCCUUGUUGUCUUAGAUGCAGGGUUUAUAUGGCUCCAGGGUCAGCUGGUCACUGUUUUACAGGGGUGGAGGCUAGUUCACAGCAGACCAGGCCCCUCUCGUGCCAUCUGGUUGCCAUAAAGUGGGCCCAGCAAGCCUGGCUGUUACACCGUUUAAUGGGCCUCUCUGAGGGCCAGAUUAGCCGGGAGAAGAUGUUUGACUUCUGUUUUGCAGCUUGCUCCUCCCCUCAGGACCGCAGAUGAAUUCCUCCUUAAUGUCAGAAGUUUGACUGAGUGUCCGCUCGGGGGUUACUGAGGAUUUUGCAUGAAGUGUCGCUGAUGAUAAGAGCUGCUGUAAUUGUGUCAGUGGGUUGUCAAUGCAACUGACCUAAGCAACUUCACAGAUGUAGUAACCUGCCAAACAGCCGGCUCUCCUUCAUCAUUUAUUGAUUUCUUGCAGCAGAAAAUGUGCUGAAGGUUACAUGGAGGAUGUUGCUGCAAUAUUCAAUAUGCAUCCAGUUUCUUUUUGACGCUGUGCAGAAACAGCUGACGACAGUGAAGAGCUGCUGCAGAGACGUGGAGGAGAUUAUGUGCAGAGACAGGGUCCCUCUUAAUGUUUUCUACUGCUUUCCCAUCUACUCCCCUCAGUCCACGCAGGUCUCAGCAGCAUCAGUUUCAGAAGCAGCGAGACCUUACAUGUCAGAUAAGAGAGUGAGAAAGGAAACAUGUGAGACUUCUCAGCGCCACCAGACCAUGUGAAGGCAGAAAUAACAGCCGGGCCGGAGGAAAGGUUGCAGAUAAAUGAAGCAGUUCCUCAGUCAGACAUGUAUUCUUAACCUCAGACAUAAAAUUACUGAAGGAUUCUUUCCAGAAGCGCCUGCGAGCUUCUAAGAGUACAUUUUUCCUUCACCCAGAAGUCCUCCACGCAGAACAAAUGUGACCAGUCAGAUUUGAUAAGACGCCUGCGGAGGAGCCGACUGUAGUUAGCGGCGCGCUAAAGAGGGAGGCCCAGGGCGAAGAAAGCUGGAGGACAGUGCUUUUGUCCCAAUUACAGCUAAUCCCUUUAGUUGCAGAGAAAGUGGGGACCCCCUGCUAGCUCUCACUACACAGAGGAAGCUAUGCAGAGAGAGAAGCCAAGUGAGGAGGGGGGGAGGGGAGCAACCGACCCCCCGCCGGCCCACCAGAGAGUAGAGAGAGUCAAGAACUAUCAUCUGUCUUUUGUCUUUGCGAUUCAUCUCUCUUUUCAGAUGAAAACGUGCCACUUCUCAGCUCACGCUUGAAAUAUGUUAAGCAGAGAGACAUUAGCCAGACCAAUCCUGUUAUGAGCAUCAGUGCUGGGGGAGGGAGGGGGGGAUCAUGGGGGGGGGACGACAAUCUUCUUAAGUGAUUAAUCAGCAUGUGAAAGUGAAACCUGCAGAGGAAAUUCUCCACAAUGAAUCUUCACCCUUUUAGUUUUUAAUGUUUCUUCUGCUCUGCACGAAUUUCGCAUCAACGGCUGUCACUCUGCUCGAGAAAACGUGCAGAAUCUACAGCCGAAUCUGAUCUAAUAGAAAGUUAUAAAGAAAGUUUCCACCACUUCAAGUUAGGAAUGCUAAAGAAGGUUUUCCACUUCAGAGAGCAGUUCAUAAAAGCACUUGCAGAAACAAAGAUGCACUUUAUGCCACUAAGUGUUGACAUUGUUUUUAGUCAUCAUUAGCAUGGCAAGAGCUGUUCGUCAACUGGCAUCAUUAUGUACACUGUGGGGUUGCAGGAGAAGGCAAUUAGCAGACCCGGGUGUGAAAAACAAACACAUUUGGUGAAGCCUCGUCCUUAUUACCUCAUUAGGUGGUGCAGUGAAGGAGCAGGCUUUUUUUUGCCUCGAGGCCUCUGGCUAUGAGCAGAGAGCGAUGUCAGCGGGGCUCUGCGAGACCGAAAUCCAUAAAAAUGAAAGACAGAAGUGAGGCAUAUUGAGCCGGGGGGUCACAACCUCUCACAGAGCAGAUAAAGUCAUGGCAGAGUUAGUUUGGUAUGCUAGAAGCUAAUGUGUGUGGGUGCUUGCACUCAGUAUGCAUGAUUAAUCAUUAGUGCUCACACUCAUGUGGGUAUCUGCCUGUGUGUGUGGGUAUGUGUGGGUACUUGGCAGGGGGUUAAAAGGGUGUUUAGAAGGCUGAUACCACAACGAGGACUGAUGCGUCUCUGAGUGAAGCUUCUUUUAGCAGAAAGUUUGUCUCCUGAAGACGACUUAUGUGACAAUAAUCCACUGAUAUAAUGGGGCAAUUUAGUACCUUUAAAACCAGGGCAUUUUUAAUGCAAUCAGGUAUGUGAUCACUGGGGUAUCAAACAUUGAAGAAGGGCUCGUUCACAUCUCUCCAAGCUGCAGCAGAGAAACGGCCCAAAAUGUGUGAAUCAUGCGCAACUGCACCUAAUUAAAUAGCAUUCAGUUUAUAUUCUCAUUUUAGUAGCUGACAGGUUCAUGUUGUCAUAAUAAAGGAGGGCUGGGCGAUAAACCGAAAAUUUACAGAUUCUUAAAUUUACGACAAUAACCAAUCAUUUUGCCCGUAUCGGUAUAUUUGGUUACAAAAAACUAAAUAAAAGUUGUUUUUGGAUGUGUGUAGGUAGGCUAUGGUCUCAUGUUCCUUUAAGACGCCGUCCUACCUCGGAGAUGUGACUCCACCCCAUCCAGUCUGUAACAAGGCGGGAAAGACAGGUGAGGAGAUGGAGGACAGUUCAAAAGUUGUAGUGGCGGCUGGAGUAGACAAAGUUAAUGUGGGAGGGGGUGAGCAGCUUGUGGAGUAGUUAUCGUUCAUUUGUCGUUAUCAAGGUGAAUGGCUCAAUAUAUUGUGAUAUUGAUUUGAGGCCAUAUCGCCCAGCCCUGUAUUAAGGGUUCAGAUGCAUAAAAAUUGGGCUAAAGUAAGAGAAAAACCCUAUGUGGUUAUAUAGUUGUGCAACUCUCUCAGAUUUUGGGCUAAGAACAAUAAUACAAUCGUACAAAGUUUUCAAGGUCGUGUUUGCACAGAAACUGGUAUGUUUUGAAAUGCAAAACGACUUCUUUCCUGUGCAGUCUGGAGUCUGAAAAAAAAAAAAGUAACAUUCCAGUCAAAGAACUGUGUCCAGCUCUUUUGCAGAAAGAUUUAUCUUUGUGCAUAUUCUCUGUUUAAAGGUGUCAGAUACUUCAGAUUUAUAUCUGAGCCUCCUCUAUGAUAUGUGUCAGUCAUUCAAGCCUCAGAGGCUGAGUAGCUGAAGGCUAGCAUGUAGUCUCAUUAAAAGAUGCAAGAAGGUAAUUUGAGGCAUCAUUGCCCCAAACAUACACCCCCCUCUGCCUUCUCCUCCUCAGUAGGGUCCUCCUUCACCCUGCACCCCUACCUUACCGCCCCACCUUGUGCCCCCUUUCCUUUUAUAGAAAGAGAUGGGGCAGCGGGGCCUUUUUAUGAGCUGCUGUUCACAAAACAAUUACUGCGCUUUAAUGAGGCUGUCUGGAAUUUCACAGGCCCCCUCCGCUGUGUCACUUAAGCCGAGCUCAGGAAAAAUAUAAAACCACUACAGAGAGCGGAGGCCGCCCGCCUUUUAGAUGGGAGGAAAAAAAAAAGUACCUUUCACAUUUGUGCUGUUUCACGGAAAUACUAUUAAAACCCCUGCUCUGCUCCCUAAACAAGAAAACUCUGAGCUAAACAAAGCAUAAGAUGCUUUUUGAACGCUUUAAAGAGAAAUUGAAAUGUGUUUUAACGUCAUGAAUUCCUGAGCAGUCACACCUUGGGGCCCCCCGAGCUGCGGAGGCCCAGUAUGCACACUGUCUACAGUUUCUGUGGGAAUUACAAAUGAUGAGAGAAAGUAAUGAUGAGAGCAGUAACUCUCACACACGCUCUAACGAGGCUAAUUUCAAUUAAAAUGAAAUUAAGCCAUUCCUCAUUUUGCUGGAAUCCUCUAAACGACCACUUUGUGAACUGAAGCUUUACUGUGCAAUUAUGUUUCUAUGAUUUUAUGAACCACUGAAGAUUAUUUGACUAACUUGUCACUCUCUUUUUUCUUCUUCUUUUUCAUGUCUCCGUGCUGCUUCCUGCCGCUGCUGUUUCUCAUCCGUAGGUGAGUCGAACUAUCUCUUCUCGUCUCUUUCAUGUAUCAGCAGCUGCCGUCACAACAGCGGCUGUCCUUUUUUCACCCUGAUAACACACCACACAUGCUUCCUUUCACACGAUGAUGGCUUACAUGCAGCUGCAGUAAAAACACACUCAGUCUGUGCAGGUUAGUCAUGUUACAUGUGCUGCAUAAUUGCAAUUCUACGGCAGCAGCAGCUCCACUCUCCUGCAUGCAGGGUACCGCUGUAAGAUGAGGUUUGUUUCUGAGGGAGGAGCUUUAUCACAGGGAGGGGAAGGGUGCGGUAGUGAAACCCCCAACGUAGACCGACGUGGGUUUAACCAAAAUGGCCGCCCACCACAGGCCUCUGUGAGAUGGAGCAGGGUGUAACCACUCUGCUGCUCUCACAAAGCAGAGCUGCAACCUACAAACUGAAGCCUGUGCUCGCAGCGGGGAUUUGCUGAGAACAACCUCAUGUCUUGCAACCUCAACAAGACAUCAACUUUCAGUUUGAGUCAGCCAGCUCCAAAAAAACCACAGAGCUCUGCACCUCAGCCAACAGUCACUAUUAUUAUGAAGCUGUGCUUUGUUCUCUUCUCAGUAACCUUCCUGCUCACCUAUCGUCCAUUCUCGCCUCUGCUCUCCACAUUUCAGAGGAACACAAGUUCAUCUUUGACCUGAAAACACACUUUAUCUUGAGAUUUACUCACCAAAAUAUUUAAUGUGAUGACAAUUUCACUUUUAGUCAUUCAUUAGUAUUAAAUUCACCUUUUCCCAGAGCCCAAACUGAUAUCUUAAAAUAGUUUUUUCCCUCCAAUCUGCAGCUUCGAACCAAGAUAAAUCUUGAUUUUCCCCAACAAUGCAGAAGUAGAGCGUCAAAUCCACACUAGACCUGGAAGCAGCAAUAUUUCAGAUUUUUGCCUGAAAGUGUGAAAUGGUCCAAAUGCAAAAAUUCCUAAACUUACAAGUACACACCAGGGUCAGAAAUCUUGAUUCCUACAACUCCCACAACACAACUUCUCAGCUUUUCUUCCAUGCAGCAGACAUACAGAGGUGGAGCUGUCUCAGCCUUUGGGAUAAGACAGCUGAAAAACAGCGGAGCGCCCCUUUAAAGAGGCGUUAGAUUUUGUAAGAAAGGGGACUGAGUUUACAGAAUCCAUAUUUAGGAAACUUUUAUGUUCAAGUACCUGGACAUGAGAGGAAGAAAUCGAUGCUUUGUUUCUCUUCUGCUUUAGUGGGUUUCCAGUGUGUGUGUCUGUGGGAGGAGGUUGCUGGAGUCACCUCCUCUGCACAGAAACAAAGUUUUCUCAGACUUGUUUAAGAUUUAAAUCCUCCUUUUGGUUCUGCACCAAAGGAAGUAGUAGAAGAAGAAGAAGAAGAGAAGGAAGAAGGAGAAGAAGAAUAAAGAGUGGACGCUGUCCUCUCAGUGUGGAUGGCUGCUGCCCUCAGAACAAAGACCCAGCCGUCCACCACUUGGGAAUAAUGCAGCGGCUCAUCUGUGAGAGGGGGGAGGAGGGCACGGAGGUCAAGGGUCAGGCAGGCUCUAGUGUGUGUGGCGUAGAGUGGUCUGCGUCCUCCUCCAAGGAAUGCAAAUGAGUUCUGGUUGCGUUGAGCCCGAGGACUUCUAGUGUGUGUGUAUGCAAGUCUGUGUAUGUGUGUGUGUUUGUGGAAUGGGAGGGGCUUCCCCAGGACAGAGGUGAGAGGUCAUGUCCUUUUCUGUGGACGAACAGGAACAGAGAGAGAAAGGUGAGAAACAGUCACGGCCAACGGGCACAUUCAUAUUUCUCAGUUGGCUCUCACCUUUUUAAAUGAAAGGGAAUGUCCAAUAAGUACAUCUUCCAAAAUGACCCAUCCUCAUUCAAAUCAUAUCACUCACAACACGCCUGAAUUUUCAGUUAAUGUGUCCUGGACUGCUGUAAAUUUUACUUUGGGUAUGGUUAAUAUGUAAUAUAACAUCUACGAUAAAUCUUAAAUGUGUGAAACAUCAGCAGUCACUCAUUUUCCUAAAGGCAUAUCUUGAUAGUCUGCACACAUUUGCUGAAUGUGGUCAAGCCUUGUAGGACAGACUGCUGUGCAAGAGAACACAUGCAGUAUGCACACAUCAUAACAAGCUAAGCUGGCGAUUUAACUGCUCAAUGUGGAUCGCUCGAAGGUUCGGCUUCAAAAGAUGUAUGCUGCUCAAGACGCCAAUUUGCAAUGCAUUUCACCCGCUGCAUAUUAACCUCUGCAUAGAUUAUGAAGAAGAUGAAAAGCAUCAGGAGUCAGGGAUCGACUGCCAUGAGACAGAAGAAGUUUGGUUUGGUCUGUCAGUAAACGGAUGGCAAGAAUUAAGAAGCACCAGUAAUGUUGCAAAGUAUAUGGAGCCAAAUCACUGUAAAUGUCAUCAGAUAUCAUUACCAACAUCUGAUUUAUGUAUAACAAGAGCAAGCUAGUGCAAGACGAGACUUUCUCGAAAACCUUUUCUAGGGAUUGUCAUUCAUAGUUAUAGUCAAAAUCCCACAAAUAUGGAUAUAUUGUCAUCUUCACACCAUGCACUGCUGUAGUAGUGCGCCAAUCAAAUUUCGCAUAAUGUACACUUCUUCAACAGAAAUGUCAAAGUGCAAGAAUCACACGUGAGCUUCUAGUUCUUUUGGCUCUGCACUAGGUCUGAGCAAACUUUUCAAACACAUAAUUCAAACGUGAAUCAGCCAUGCUGCUAGGACACAAAGUCUACAAGACAAAUGAUGCAUCUUGAGUAAUUCUGGGAUAUGACAUUUUUGGGUUAGCAGCCAGAUUAUUUUCAUAGUUUUGAUUGGCUGAACAAAAGACAGUUGCAUGGCAGGCCUGAGUUUUGGGGAGCGGUCGGCGUGUCUGAAAGUGUUGUCAAGUCGAGGUUGAACCAAACCAGAUGCAGAAGUUUGUUUUGACUACAAGCUGCUAUUUUGAUCACAGCAAAUCUGAUGUUUUUGUGGCUUCGCUUCAGAGUAAAGUGUAUUAAACUGAGUCUGAUGCUCUGCGCAAACACAAACUAUAGACAUGAUAUAAAAGUUCAUAUCUAUCACACAUGACUGGACAUGACAUUUCAGUGGGAAACCCUGAAAAAAACUGAACCAAAGCAGCGUAAACUCCAUCAGACAGCAGGAGUCUGCUGUGCUCACUGUUUCUGUUCCAGCUCGACCAGCAGAGACACGCUGGGGAGGAGAGAGAGAGAGAGAGAGGGCAGGAAAGAGGAGGGAAACUGUGUGUGUGUGUGUGUGUGUGUGUGUGUGUGUGUGUGUGUGUGUGUGUGUGUGUGUGUGUGUGUGUGUGUGUGUGUGUGUGUGUGUGUGUGUGUGUGUGUGUGUGUGUGUGUGUGUGGCGGGCGGCACGCCCUUGCAGGUUUCUCUAUCACUCAGCUUCCAUUAAUUUUUAAUUGCUUCCUCCGCCUGGCACACAGCUCCACUUCUCACUCAGCGAGCAGAAAGGAGGAGGAAGGACUCUCCAGCAGAGGAGAGGGGAAGGAGAGAUGAAGAGGGAGAGGAGAGAGAGAGACAGAGAGAGAGAGAGAGAGAAGGGGAGAUAAAGACAGAGUGAAUUUGAGAGGAAAUGUCACCAAAAAAUGAGCCAGAUUUUGCCCCAGUCUCCAUCAAACCUCUUACUGUCCUCCUGCUCCUCCUUACCUCCUUCUGCUCUAUCUCCUUCUUUCCCUCCUUCCUCACUUUCCUUCCUCAUCCUCCCUGAGCCCAUUUCUCUCCUCUGCUGUAUUUGGACUCCUUUAUCACUGCUGGUGAAUAAAUGAAAAGCAGGAAACCCAAAGCCUUUGAUGGGAAACAGUGGAGUUUCAGCACACUCCACACUUCCACCAUCUCUCCCUCCAUCCCCCCUUCACCAUCCUCUCUCCCCUCUCCUCCUCCUCCUCCUCCUCCUCCUCCCCCUCUCUCUCUCUAAAUUAAACAUCAAAGGACAGCCCUCCACUAGGUGCUCUCACUCGCCCGCAACGCCAGCGAUGCCACGGUGCUUUUUCCUUGUUUGAAAGUCGUAUUUCACACCCAAUCUCACCCUCUUCUGCCUCUUCUGCUGCUCGAGUGCUCUCUUCACUUUUCAAGUGUGUGAGUAGGGAUGGGGGGGCUGAGGGGGGGGUGCUGAGGCUCGGAGGUAAAAGGACCUGAGGAGUGAGAGGAAGAAUUCAUCAGGGUCUCAGCUCUGCAUUCAUGAUGUUGGACGUAGACUGAGGUAUUGGUGUCAUAUAGAAAAUACGUCCCAUCAAAACAAGUGAAGUAAUCCAUAAGGGGUUGAGUCCAUUUUUAAGAGCAUAACAUGUGAAAAUUCUCUUAUUUCAGCUUCCUGAAUGCAAAUAUUUUCCACUUUUUCCACUUAUACUGAAAUCGGUUUUAUUAACCAGCUUUGAAAGACUUCACUGAACGUCUGUGAUCACUUUCUGAUGGUGGUUUGCUUUAAAUAAACUGGAGCUCUGUGCUGGCCACUCAGGGAGGGCGAGAGCGGGAUGAGGAGUGGAGGAGGGAGGGGAAGGCAGGAUGGUAGAACAGCUGCACUCCUGGCUAGACUGCCAAAAGUUAUUGUUAAACUCCAGACCAGAGACUCUGUCCAUCAUCCCCCCCAUCUUUCAUCCAUUCAUUCCUGUCCGCGCGAAAAAGGGAAGGAGACUGAAGCAGCAGCAGAGAAACCGAACAGGUCAGCAGCAUGAGACCAAGUGAAGACGACUUUUUACAGGAAUGAUUGACCUCAGAUGGACGUGAAUGACGUGCAUGAUCGUGUCCUAUCCAAAUGAAAUGAAAGCGACCUUGUCUUUUCCAAACAUCACGAUAAAAAAGGUCUCUACAGGUCGCCUCUGCUUCCUUUUAUUCAGCAGCCUAUCCUUGAGUAUUUAUGUUCAGGUAAAUGGAGCUGUAGGAGUAUAGCUGUAUGAGCAUAGUUUUCAGUUUCAAAACCAAUGUGCAUAAGAUGAGUGUGUGCAGGUUUGUCAGUUCUCUUUAAAGUUUCAACGUGGAUUUAAAUAUGAACAGAUAUUUAAACAUGAACACAGAAUCUUGCAGCAAGAAAUAAAAGUCUGACAGUGUCUAUUUUUUUGCCCAAAUCAUCUGUAAUAAUCUUGUUUGAGGAAAUGGUUAGUUAAAUGCAGAAAAAAAACCAGACUGUGGAGUGCAGAUUGUGAUCUAGAAGUCCAGUGGCUAUGCCUGACUCUAAUCAAGCUAAUUUUUAAUAUCCAAGAACAGAUAUCUGCAAAUGAGAGCAUGUGACAGAUGUUUCCUGAUCUCUGUCUCCACUCUGGCAUUUGAAGCUGCAGAACAAAUAGUGUUAAGAAGACUUCUAUAUUUAUGCUCUGUGGUGAGAUUCUGAAUGCUGCUGCAAAAUAUUCACUUCCUACAAGUUCAGUCCCAAAAUAAAAGAGUCCGUUUUAGCAUGCAGUUCGGUUACAGGAGUAGAGGUAGAGUUGAGAGGAUAAAAGAAAGACACAGAGAGGAAGAGGAGGAGGAGGAGAAGGAAGAGGAGGAGGAGGAGAGAGACUGCUGGCUCCUUGCCAUGCCCUCUCACUGUGACCUUCCUCGUAAAUAGCUCAUAUGACUUUUUACCCCCCUCCUCUCUUUUUGCUCCGAUGGGAGGAAUAUAGAGAAAGCUGAGAUGGAUUUAAGCACCGCAACAAGCCCCCGUUUUAUUUCUGUCAGUCUCUCUUUUUAUAACAAGAAAGCCAGGUGUAGCAGACCCUCAUAAACACAAGCUGCCAGCAUCCUGACCUCCCCAUUCAUCCUGUUCAGACUGGGAAGAUGAAAAGCUGCAGAAGCUGCUGCAAAAAAGAAACCGUGUUUGUAAAACGUCAACAUAAAGAAGGUUUUUUUUUCAUCGCUCAGGGUUCAGGGCUGAUUAAAAUAUGUGACAUUUCUAAGGUCAACGACCGAGGACAGCUUCCAGAGCUCAUUUGACUGUUAAAUAGAGCAGUGUUGCAAUUAACUAUUCCAUAAAUUGGUUUGCCAAAUUAAAUUGGCAGAGUGUAACAUCAAGUCUCCAUGGAGACGGGCCGAUCCCUUCACUUUACUCCCCGCUGCAAAACAGAUGUAGGUUUGUGUAAGUGGAAACGAGCUGGACUCAAAUCAAGCUCUCGCACUCCAAAUUUACAGCUGCCAUUAAUGUAGGCAGGCUGGCAUCAUAUCACAGCAGCGUUACAGAGCUUCACUUUACUGCAGCGGCCAGAGCCAAGUCUGUAUGAGCAGAUCCUGAGGAGGACGGCGGUGGAAACGAUCUGUGGGUUUUUUAAAUGCUGCACUUACACCGCAGGAACUCAGGACUUUAGACGGUACUCUGUACAUGAACAGGGCAGGGACCAGGGUCUAAACAUAGUCCUCAGGCUCUAUUUGAACCUCCAAAUGAUUGCAGCUCUAAGGGGAGGUUCUUUCCGAAGGCACGUAGACCGUCAGGAGCUUGGCAGACUUUUAUUUCCUGUUUUAAAUUCACACAUAGACCGACCGAGUUCUUCUCAUUUUGGGUCUGCAUGUUGGAGAGGUGGUUGUGACAGGACAUCCUGGAUGCUAAUAAUCAAAUCAAACUCAGUGAGGAUCAAUCACGUCAAUAGUUAUCUGCAUGCAGUAAAGUUGGAUCUUCUCUAAGAGCUACUGCCUUUAAUCAAGCAUAUGUGGGAUGCGAAAGCCUGAGGAGGGGAGAGCAUACUCCUGUUUUAUGUGCAUACAUGAAAAGCCAAGGCAGACGGAGGAGCAGCAAAGACUCCUAGGUUACAGAACUGAGCAGACAUCAGCGACAAGCCAUAUCACACCGGCGAAAUCAGCCUUAAAAAGAGGAGCUGAAGUGGAGGCAGGUUUGCAGAGGAAGCGGGAAGAGUAGGCUGGAUCAAGCAGUUAAAAUAGGACUAACAUUUCCAAAGUUAAUCAGCUGAGCAGUCAGCUGGCUCAGAGAUCAGCUGAUGUACUGUGGGCUGAGCUGGACUUUGUUUUUUUUAAUCCUUUAAUUUAUUGAAAAAUGGCCUCUUACACUGUAAGUCCCUGCUCAUUUUGGAGGAAAUGCAUCUUUAGACUGAAAAUUCAUUUUUCUGCCUCCGUCCCUCUGCUCUCCCUCUCUCUCUCCCUCUCUCUGUCUAUGUCACUGCUGGCCGAGGCAGAUGGCACGUGGAUUGUGAAAGGGCAGCACCCACCAACCCGGCAGCCCCCACCUGGGUGCCACCUGCUCCUCUUGUCUGUUUGACCCUCCUGCCAUCCACACACACACACUGAAACGCUCACACACUCACCAAAGAGUACAUGACUAAAGAGCCGAGGGAUAGAUUAUACACUUAUUCAUUUCCAGGCUCCACCAACCAUCCUGCCCACUCUUCUUUCAGAAGCUUUAAUUAAAAAGUUUGUGCAGACAAAAGACUCUAAAUCAUCACAUCAGAAACUGUUGAAUUUAAAGAAAUCCCUCUCCCACAUUUCUGGUCUUUUACUCCUGCUCAGCCUGCGGUCGUGUCCAGCAGCUGUCUGUGCUGCAGCCUCACACACAUGCUGCUAUAGGAGACUUAGAGGAUGACCUAUAUACAGUAGUUACAGUAGCUAUAGUGUGCAGUAGUGAUGAGUAGAUGUGCAUGUUGUCUGUGACUCACACAUUGUCCCCCUUAAAGGCUUUGUCAUCCAGGAACAGCCCUAUAGUGAACACCGGGGUCCUUUAUGAGACUUACAAUCAUGACAUCUGCCUUCCACGCACAACGACAAAACUACACACUCUGAGGGGAGGGUGAGGGGGAGACGUCUGCAUAUGCACAUAUAGUGAGACAUAAAAGGGCGUACUGCUGGUUAGUUUUCUGUCAGCCAUCAUUCAUUGAGAAAAACAGGGUCUUUGCUGCUGCUCUCCCUGCCUUGGCUUUUCAUAUCUACUCGACUAAAGGAGAGCUUUCAGAAUAGAGUAAUAAUAUGACGGCCUUGAGGAUUUUCUCUGACCUUCAUGCCGAGUUUUUUAUACUUAAUGGGUAUUUUAAUUGACCAUAACUGCAAUCAUAUAAGGAAUUCACAUUUUGGUUUGUGUUGGCUCGGUCUCAGCUCAAGUUCUUGCAUCUUUUCAGUCUCAAACUACUUCAAGUCUUCGGAUUUUAAACUGUUCAGAAAUGCAAAAUUUGACAUCUCUUUUAGCUUUGGGAAAUUCUUCGGAGGGUUUUCACAACUCUCAACGAUAUACCCUGACGUUAAUAACAUUUAAAAGGUUUUAAGAUGAUGAAAACAAUUAGGAGAUGAAGCUUUUUAAGGCGGUUUUACAGAAAAUAUCUCAGUCUUGAGGAAUUUUCUCAAAGGAAGUUUGUGUAAACCUUCGGUCUGACACGAAGAUGUGUACGCCUACAACUCUCAUCGUCCUUGUCUUCUUAGCCGACAGAAGUUCCUUCUUUACACGCCCAUUUUUCUAGACGAAUACUGAUCUGUAUCUCAUGUUGACAUGCUAGUCAAGCAUGUUACAAACUUCAUUCUCAUGAGUCUUUCAGGUCCUUUCGAGUCCUUUUUGCAGUUUACACUUUUACAUGGGGUGGGGGUGGUGUUGUUGGGAGGGGGGGUUGGAUUACCUCAGUGUGGGCCUUGAAUAAGACUGCUUGUUCCAAAACAGAUGUGCUGUGUUUCACUCUCUCAGAGAGAAUGAGCUCAUUGUUUACAGUCCAACCUGGUGCUAAUUUUUUCUGAAACGCUAACAGCUGCCUAACUGCACCCCCCAGCCUGCCUUGAUAUCGCCCCCCUCAGCCUCUGAGUGUGUGUGUGUGUGUUUGCAUAUGUGCAUUGGCUCCAAAAAGACCGACAAGGCACUCGAUGAUUGCCACCCCCCACUCAGAGCACCAUCAGCUCCAUCCCCAAAUCAAAUCUACGCACUGAAAUCGAUCGGCGUCACUGCUCCCUGCAGCCGCUGCACACUCACCAGUGUUGGGUUGCCUACUUAAGCCCCCCUACCCAGAGCUGGAAAAGGAUUGAGUCAGAUCACGUUGGGGGACUUUAUCCAACACACACAAACACUCGCAUACACACACUCACUCAGUCACAUCCAACUGUGGCUGCACAAACCCAGGUUUGGUGUGUGUGGUCGUGCAGCGGUUGCAAGCGAAGCGACAAAUCUGCAGCGAGCGUGCAGCCAGUUUUCAGAGGUUGAUGAUCUUCUGACACAUGCUUUUAUGCACACAGCCCUGAACACUGUAAGAGUCUAAGACUGUUUCUCAUGACUAAUCCAAUUAAAGGGAAAAAACAACAACGUUUUCAACAAUUUACACAGCUGUAUUAUAGGGAUAGACCAAAGCCAUGCAUGGGAAUAUUAAAGAGAGCUUAUCGAGAAUAUUUGCAUGUAAUUUUCCUUCUAUCUAAACUAUCAAUCGUGGCAAAAACUUUAAAAAAUGAUUCGCAGUGUUUCUGUGAAAAGAGGAAACACUGUUUUCAUGAGGAUAAUACUUUUUGUAUUUGAUGAUAUUUCAUGACCCGAAUUAUCACAAAAAAAUUAUUAAUUUCAAUUUUAUUGUACAAUAACUAGUUUCAUGAAGAUAUUGUACGGUCUGGUCUUCAUUGAGUCUUAGUUUAAGAAGUCAGAGCUGUGUGCUGUAGGAGAGUGAACACAGGAGAGGAAAAGUGAAAGGAUAAAUCGGUUGAAGGAUGGUAGUUGUUCUCCCUUUAAUUGAGUUAAGUGGUCUUAUUAGUCCUGGACCAUUAGCACCUUGGCUUGUGCUAAUACACACAUCUAUCUGCACUCCCUAUCCGCCUCCGUGAGCACGCCUUUGAACUUUGACUCAGUUUUCUAACGUAUUCUCUGUAAGGCUAAGACCUGUGCGUGGUUUCACCUCGACGGCGGCGGCGAGACGUGCGAGUUUCCCUUCCUUUAAAUGUAUUUUUUAUGGGCUGCAGAGACGUAGAGAGGAGGCCGGGCUCUUGUUUGUGGCGAGCUGUGCAGCUAAAGACAGUUUGAUGUUAAUUUUCCUGCACUUAAGCCCACAGGCAGCUUCCUUCCUGCCUCGGCUCUUGAUACAUUUUUCAUUUUUCUUGUGCCUUUCUUCUCCCUCCCCCUUUCUCCUUUCAUUGUGAUGUUUUCUGCCUCUGAGUUUUUGUCUUCCUGCUUCUUUCUUUUGGGACUUGAGUCUCCCUGCAUGACGGAACAUAAUAAAGGGAAAGGUGAAGUUGAGGAAAUGUAGGUUUCUGGUUUUUGCUGCUGCGCACUCUUUUUUCCCAUCUCACCAUACUCUUCUUUUUGUUUGUCCUCUGUAUGAAAGACUAGCCUCCAUACAUAAUGGGCCAGAUUAAAUGAUGAGACUGUACAAUGACAAAAACUGAAGAGUUUGGAGCUGCAGAGAGGAAGGAGGGGGAGCUUGUGGAAAAUCUCCAGGCCUGCCAGUUUUAACUGGUACAUUCUGGACUCUGGACGUAGCUCUUUUAUUCCCCUCAUCCUCUAAGAGAAAGACAGAUGUUGUGCCGCUCUGCUCUCCGGCCUAAGCUCUUUCCCCUCUGUGUGUGACCUUUUGAGGUGUCUCUGAGGGCGAAUUAGCCCCCAAAAGCUUGAAUAUUUGGCGCCACUUCUGCAACUUCCAGGCCUCGUGUAAAACUGAACAAAAGAGGUCAGGGAAUAAGAGGGGCCGAUGCUGUGCUUAGACCAAAAGGAAACUAAUCUAAGCUUCGCCUCACUUCAGGAAGUUGAUGCAUGAGAUAAGUUUAUUUUUUUAAUCUGUGUGAAAAAGUCAUAAUAACACAGCCUUGGUUUGAGUAGGGCUGUAAAGUCCUAGUCGACUGGGCGACUUAUUGGUCGAUAACUGCUGAGUCGACUAAAAUUCAGAUUGGUUGACUCGAUUUUUUUCUGCGUCAAUUUACAGUCCAUGGUUAAUUUCAUCAGGAGAAACAUACCAAGUGCUAAUGGGGGUGUUUUCAGAGCAACCCUGUUUCACAGGGAACAGCCUCUCUCAGAACACCCCCCUGGUUUUCAAGAUGGAAGAUUGAAAAGUGCCAGCGUUAAUCAACAUACGGUGGUUUGCUGAAUAUUUAUUUUUAUUUUGAACUUUCAUGUGAGUCCUCCUUUACCGUCCACGUCAAAGACAAAGGCAUUACCUCCUUGUGCUAAUAUCAGUAUAUUUUCACCCCACCAAGAGUCGAUUUCUGGUCGAAAAUUUCAGGGAUUUAGUCAAGAAUUUCUUUGGUUGAUGACAGCCCUGGUUUUGAACACACCAUGAAAACAGAACCACUGAAUUCUGCUUUGUCUAGGGCUGAAACUGAUCACUGUGGUAGUUGAGCUGCAUCCUCAUCUAUAGCAGUUUUAUGUGUCUGAAAAUUUGCAUCGAAUUAAUGUGAUGCAAAUCACAAGAAAUCAUGCAGUAAAUGCAAACGCUGGUUUACUAAAGAGUACAUAAACAAUGAAAAUGGUGAUUCAAUUGAAAAGGUAAGAAGUGAAGCCACCAAAGAUGGCCUUUCUAGCUUCCUCUGGUGGAUCUGUACUGUGACUCUACUUUCUCACUCAUUAUCAGCUGUGUUGGCCGCUUUACAUAUCAACAGAUGCGCGAUCUGGAUCCAUUGGGUCUUUACACGCGCUGUCUUUUUUUCAUUUUUUUUUCGUCCAGUUGUCUGUGCACAUUGUGUCCCCAUCAUGAGCUUUAGUUUUUGUACCCGCAGCAGAAGGCCGGCCAAGUCCCCAGCUCAGAUUAAUCCUCAUGUGCUCAAAAACAUGAGCUCACUGAGAGGAAACUGCACACAAACACACAUCCAGCUGAUAUGAAAAGUCCCGCAGUUUGAGCUUUAACUGAUAAAAGUCCGAUUGCAGCGAGGGGGACUUUAUCUGCACUUUCUCAGCAUUGAAACCACAGCCUGAAAAUUCAACCUUUUAUUGGGAGGAAUUUAUUAUUUUUUUUCUCCUCUGCAGAAACAGAUGAAAGUAACUGUGUGUUCCUCUGCGCAGCAACAAAACAGACUGUGAUAAGUCUGUCUGGGAAUCUCGUCUCUCAGCCUCAGACAUAACAGAUGAGUGUGAUGUGAGAUUGGAAGGAGUCAGAGGAGGUGGAGGAGGAGGAGGAGGAGGAGGAGGUGGGGGGCGUCACAUAGUUUACCAAAUGCAAUUAUGUAACUGUGUCAUGGUUUCAGGAUGAGGAUGGGGAAAUGAGGAGGGUGGGAGGCGUCUGGACCAGGGAACAGAGCUCAUACUUAACAGGAAGAAAAGGGUCAUUGAGAAGAGAGCAGUCAAGUACAACACGAUCUCAGGCCCAGAUCAGACUGCAGGAGGUUUAAAAUCCCAAACCCCUUUUACAAAACCAGGUUGAAUCAGGGGCGCAGGGAGGAACUUUAGAUAACCUCCUCUAAAAACUCAAACUAGCGCACUCUAAAAAUGGAAAGGCGGAUGCAUUACUCACUGCAGGAUGUUAUUAAGACUGUGUGUGUGCGCAGGAGAGAGCAUCAAACCGUCUCCCGUGAUCUUGUAAGAGCAGGAUCUUGUUUAAACUUGCAUUGUGAAGCAAAAUGAAGACGGCUAGUGAUGCUCUGAGGAGGGAAAAACCAAAAUGAGACAAGAGACCCUGUCAAAGAGGUCGUCUAUCUCUGAGCAGAAGCUGGGAUUGAGAUGCUGCCUUUCCCUGCUCAGAAAGUGCUGAUGCAACCGUCCAGAUAUGAAAUCCCACUUAUGUAUGACAUGUUUGAAAUUAUAAGAAUCUGCUAGCUGUUUGAGCUCAGAUUAUCAGAUAAUCUGCGUCCAGCACUGGUGCAGUCCAAAAGCCGAGUUAGGCUCUUCCUGAGAGUGUGGCAAGGAGUGCAUGAGCUCUGAAGUGACCCAAACUUCUCUCUCAUGAGUCUAGGGCUUAAAGAGUCUGGAUGAACUGUUUUAUAUGGUGGAAAAAAUCGAAAUCAAAGCAGGAAAUCUUAUUAGGAAAUGAGCAGCAGCUAAAAAAGUCCCACCAAGUGACAUUUUCUGUCUGUAGCUGCUUUCUGUUAUAUCUCAUGUUUGUCGUUUUCAAAGAGAGCAAUCGUAGCUGCAGGCUUUUGUCAUUGCGCCGGGUUUAAAAUUGACUGCGACAGACCGGACAGAGAGAUGAGCGAUCGAGGUUAGAGGACAUGUAAAGAGAGAGAGAGAGACAGCUGACAGAGUCCAGAGACAGCUGAUGGAGGCUGUGACGUAUUCUGUCUCUCUGGCUCUUGUCUGCGUGUCACGUAUACUUCUCCUAUAGACUCCAACUCUGAUCCCUCCUUCCUCCCUCCCUCCCUCCUUCCUCCCUCUUCUCUCUCCCAGCCCAGAUAUCCCAGAGGGCCGUGGGGUUGGCUGAGGGCGGCUAAGCUGAUUGUCCAGAGCAACAGACGGCCGGCCGGUUGGCUCGGUGCUGGUCAGUGUCAGCUGACAGCGACCAGUGUGUGUGUGUGUGUGUGUGUGUGUGUGUGUGUGUGUGUUGGACAAAGAAAAGCACAUUAUUUAUGAGGCUUUGCUUUAAUACUGAAGGUUCCCUGAAGCCCAGGAAGUUGCAGUAAAUACUUAAAAUGUUCUAGGGCGUCCACAGCUCUUUGAAAGUUUUUCCUUCUGUAGUUAACGGCCGUAUUUUUCAGCGUGUAAUGAUACGUUUCUCUCUCUGCCUGGUGGUGACCAGCAGCGACUCAUUCUGCUGGGUUGGAAAUCCAUCUAUUGAUGCCAAAACUUUCAAAAACAUACAUCGCCGGAGAGCUAUAUUUCAUCAGCGUUUUUCAUCCAUUUUCCUCUCAAAUUGGUCUUAAACUCAAUCCCAUCCAGCAUUAAUGAGGUCUUAAAAAGUCUUACAGUUGGCUGAGGGAAACCUGCAGCUCCAAAGCCUUUGGCAGCUUACAGUAAUCUGCAAUAAUGUGAUGGUUACAUUGGAAUUACCGCAUGUGUUUCCCCACUUACAGUCAGUAAAGAAACGAAGGCAGAGCGGCACUGCGACGUGCACAGUCGCCUCUUUUAUCUGCAGCUUUUUCCACAGAUUCAGACUCCCUCUGAUGUCUGUGUGGGUUUCAUUGAACAGUUUGCAUCUUAGGAAACGGUUUGGAAGGCGGCCCUCCACUGCUUCUCCGGCCAGAGAACGCCAAACGUCUGAGAUUCGUCAUUUGUUCCAUCUGGCAGACGCAGUGGAGGGUUUGGAGGGGCCAUGAGCUUACAUAACUAAAACAAAUAUCCGACAUUUUGGGGGAUUACAUCAUAAGAACGGGAUCAAGUUGGGGGGUUUUAGUUGCGUCUAUGCACUGGAAGCUGCAGCAACGCCGUUUUUAAAGCAAGUUUUGGUAGAAUUUGGUCUGUAGCAGCCGCUCAGGAUGAUUCGAUGAGGAUCAAACUCUUUCAGUUACAUCAAAAUUGUUGCGACACAUGCUGACUCUUAUCACAAGGCUGUAAAUAACAGUGCUGCAAAAACAGGACUCUCCUGGUUUUGUGGUCUGCUCUAUAUAAAGUUCAUCUGCAGUGUUUUCAUAGCACGAAAUGGUUUCCUCACUGUUAUUCCUGCACGUUGAAAUGCUUAUUCCCUCCAGCAGGACACUUUCCAAAUGACGUCUAUGUUCAAAACUUUCUUGGAGCCCACCCCCCCCACCUUCUUCGUCCUGCUGGAACUGCUCUAAAAUAAGGCAUGAGUGCUUCAAGGAGAGAGAGGGGGAGAAAAAAGACUUUCGCACACACCGGCUGAAUGAUGGAUUUUAUUUGGUCUCUGUUUGCCGAGCCUGUGCUUGGCUGUGCUGGUCUGUUAUGUCGGUUUCUAUGGUGAAAAACACGAGCCAUGCCAGACUUGACGAGUACAAGGAAUAAAAAAAAGCAUGUGCAGGGAUGGAGGAAGGGGGCGGCGCAGGGGUAACGAGGGAAACUCGAUUCCAAGAAUUUGGAGGGUGUGGAAUCACAGAGAGAGAAAGACACGACAGACAGACAGACAGACCAACAGACAGACAGAAAGUGUGUGUGCAACAGAGCGAGCUGCUAAAGCAGAGACGGAGCAGAAACUGUGAGUCAAACAGAGAGAAAAUGGCAGAGAAGAAGAAACACACCUUCCCAAAAACAGCAGAAUAAAACUGCUAAUGAUGAUCCAGGCUUUUUACAACAAAUUAUUAGAAUUAUUUCUUGUUUUUUGACCUAAACAUGAGUCACCACACUUAGUAUACAAGCAGAAAACAAAUUGUAUACCUGAUGGAGUGAAUCAGAUCAAUUAGAGUUCAUUCCUGUUAUUUCAUUAAAAAGUGUGCGAGAAUGAAAAGUGCCGAGCAAAUCAUCCUUAAUCAGAGAAACAAGCUUAGAUACAUGGACACUCUAAAGCCUUCAGUUGAUGUGCGGACCAUUAUUUUAAAGCCUGAAGUAGGGAGAGCACCCUUUCCCUUUAUUUCAUGUGCAUGCACAAAAAGCCAAGGCAGGCAGAGCAGCAGCAAAGACCCCUUGGUUUAUUCAAAGUCCACGUUCACCACCAGGGUAAAGAGUUGCAAUAAAAAUAACACUAAUUUAUGAUUUCAAGACAGUGUUGAGAAAAAAAGUCUCCUCACUUAUAUUUCAAAAUUUUAGAGAUAUCCAACCCUGAUGUUACCCAAUAAUAUUAAAGUGAUAAUAAAGCAUCGACCAAUCAGAUUUGAGCUUACAAAUGCAGCAUUAGCAGACACACUUCCUCUCAGGGUAAAGGUUGUAGCUAACGCUGAAAUUCCCACAAUCUGGCCCGAGCAGAGCUGCUGCUUAUUCAUGCUGCUUCCUCCCCAUAAAUGAAAGAUGAGGUGCAUUAGUGCACGCUGACAUGUGAUUGAUAACAUGUGUGUGUGCGUGUGAGGGUGUGAGAGAGAGAUGAGGUAGCAGUGUCACAGCUGGAUUGAUGGGGUGCAUUUUAUUUAACAGAUUGAAGUGAGUGAAAGGUCAUCUGUGAGUGCUGCUACCACCCUGCCAUUUCCUUGAUUGGUGUGUGUGUGUGUAUGUGUGUGAGUGUUUGGGACAGAGGGUGUGUGUGUGUGUAAAGGUGCAGGUGUGGGAAAAAGCGUGUUUAGACUAAAUCAAAGGCCAUUUGUUUUUUCUUUCGUAGCCAGAACGCUGAUGUGCAGCUGCAUCGAGUCUCUCUUUGUUCAUUGCUCCACAUCUGUGUGUGUGUGUGUGUGUUUUUUCUCAUGCCCGUACCUGCUCUUCUGUUAUCACUCCAUCUAUCUGUGGCUCAGCUCGAGGUAUGCAGCUCACCUGCAGUCAAAAAAAACCCUCCCACACAAGAACGCUACCAGCACACACUCGUUUCUGUGUGUGUUGGCAUCGUCCAGAGAAGGGUAGUCAGCGCAUACUGGCACACAGAGGCGCAGCAAUGCAUGCUGGCACACACACACAGACACAUGCACGCACGCACGCACACACACACUCUUUCACACACACACUUUCACACUUCUCAUGGCUGGUGUUGCCUGUCUGCAAACAGACACGGUGAAUCACUUGCAGUCUUUGCCCUUCUACUUGCAAUAAAGUGUGUGUGUGCGUGUGUGUGAUAAUGUGUGUGCGCAAUCAGUGCUUUACCACUCACCCAAACUCUCUCACACACACAUACUCAAACACACACACACACAUUUACACACUGAAAAUGAAGCCAAAUCCAUGAGCAAACAGAUGUCACUCUGACCGAAAAAACAACAACAGUGUGUCUUAUUUCUGGCAGGUCACAGUGAUCCAAGCUUCGUGUGUGUUUGCAUGUGGGCGUGUGUGUGUUUGUGUGUGUGAGCGUAUGUGUGUGCGAGUCAGGUGACUCAGGUCACCGAGGAUCAGUCAUAGCAGGGUCUGCUUUGACUCUGUAUCAACAGUUUAGUCUACACCUCUUCUCAAAAAGCCAUGGGUUUACCGGUUGCCACGGUGACUACUCUGGUUCUCCUUUCUGAUUGGCCGCCUCCAUCCUUCACUGGCGGUGAGUUUGGAGUGUUUCCCACAUUCAAAGGCUGCUGCCAUGACCCCACUGCCACAGCUGCUCUGAUAAAGGACACUCAGAUUUACUUUUCAUGAAUUUAUAUUUUAUCACAUUCAUUCCUGUUUCAAAGAUUCAUUCAGGUGCCUUUCUUAACCACAGGACUGCAUAGAUUCAAUUUUUGCGGUGACACACGUCAGAGGUUAAAUUAUCUUUUACUUUAAAGUAUAAACUGUUAUGAACACACACAAAAAUCAACACAAAAUAGAGAUUUGAUGUAAAGAUUUAGUCUAAAUUGAGGAAAAAAAUUGAAAAAUGUGCACCUUCUCUGUCUUUGCAUCGUUGGUAUAGAAGAGAAACCUUAUGGGGACGUCGGCUUGUGAUGUGGAUACUUCUCGUGUACAAAUGUGACAAUAAAUGGUUAGAUGUGUGCUUUAAAAAUAAUUAUAGAAUUUAUUUGAAUUGAAAAUGAUAGUUUACCUUUUAUCUGUGUGUGUGCAUGAUGAAGUAAAUAUAUGCUCAGUAAAGACGAGCUCAAUCAAGAAGUGACUUCAGACCUGUCUGCUGCUCACAAUGACUUAGCGACUCGUCCUCCAGGUGUGUAUUUGUGCCUGAGUGAGCUGACACCGCUGCACAAACCUCCCACUAAACAAACCUUGAUUGAUGAGACGGCUGAUGCCGGUCCGGUGCUCACACACAUACCCACACACACACAUGCACACACACGCAUGUACACACACACACACACUCCUGUUUGGUUUUCCAGUUUGUUGUGGCAACAGCUAAAGCUGGCGAACACUGAACAGCUUGUCUGGAGGUUCAUUUAUGUGUUUCUCACUCACCCUCCAAACUGGCUCUUCAUUACACUUUCAUCACCUGCUAAUAAAACUUCACACCUGGAAGAAACAGGUGCUUCAGUCAGCAGAGAGCCUCAUGGAGGAGCAUUACAUCAUGCAUUCUUAGCAUUCAGUCUGCCCUGAUUUGGAGAACUGCCUCUUAAAUCUGCAGAUACGUCGGUUCUGCAGAGAAUCCAACAUGCAGAACCUCAUCGCGGUUCCGUCCUGAACUUUUUCCUCUUGUUUGAAAGCGACCCGCCCCGCCCCGCUCCCCUCAUGGCCGCCUUGAUUCAGAACAACAAGCCGUGCAGCCGGCUCCCCUCGGGCACACACUUACUGUAAAACCAAUCCUUUUAAUUAAGACAGAUUCCAGAGAGAGAAGAAGAAGAGCAACUGCAACCCCCACAUGCAAACACACACACAUACACACACACGCGCUGAAACACACACAACCGCAACAUCCUGUCAUUUGUUUUUCUUCCUUUUUAUUUUCCCUUCCCAUCCUCUGUCUUUUUUUAUUCCUUCCAUUGCUCGUCCUUGUUUUGUUGGACAUGUGUGUGUCAGUGUGGAUGUGUGCAGAGAUGAAAUAACACACUGAGCAGAGUGGCUACAGGAAGAGCAGGAACCCCAAACCAACAUGGCCUCCUCAUGACUGACCUGAGAGUCGACCUGAAGCUGCUCUCCGAAUGACCCCACGUUUUAGUGGCCAGUUGGCCUCCCUGUGAGCCACAUGCUUUUUUUUUUCUCUACGCCUCUCUUUGUUUUUUACGGCGUCCUUGCUUUGCUCGUCUCUGUUGUGUCUUCACCCCCUCCUCUGGCUGAGUCGUCAGGGCCAGAAUGCGGCGGAACAACAAACCCAAAUAGUGGCUAUAAACUUCAGACUUGUUUAUGGGGUGGGUCUGCUAGCUCACCUCUGGGUGAACUCCUGAACAGACAGCACUGUCCCCUCAUGUUGCAGCUCAGAACAACGUGACCUCAACUUCACCCGGCCCGACCUGCACUUUGGACCGCUUCAAUGGGACUGCAGGCCUUUUACUCUUAUACAGCCCCUCCAUUCAAACAGUCCUUUAGACCCUAUUUAACACUUGAUUCAGUUGAGCUUGUUUCAUCAACCUAUUGCUCUCCAAUUAAACGUAACUUUAGCCGUGUCUUCAUGGGACUACUAUCACCUGGGAACCUGGAGUAAAUUUGAAUAAUAGGAUGGAGCAUCUGAAAUCCUGACCCUCUGCUUAUUCAUCAUGUGUUCAAUCUCAAAAAGGUCAGGUCUGAUUAAAACCUGUAUCCCUACUGGAGAAUGAUGUUUUGCGUGAUUCUGCAUGUUUUCUCCAUCUGUUUUUGUGUUGAGAGUUUUCAAGGUUGUGCUGUAAAAUAAUAAAACAGUAAUGAUUAAAAAUAAACAAAAUCAAAGCAUCAGGGUUGCGAAUUCGGAGAUUCCUUGAACAAAAAAUGGGGAAAGGUUACUGAUUGUGGUGACCGUAAAAGAAAAAUUUCAAGCUUUGAACAGGACCAAAAGUAAAAGAGUGGUGGUGCAAUGAUUUGGCUGUUGUCCACUAAAAUCAAUGACAAAAUUCCUCUCUCUGAUGAGGCCAUUGUGUGUUUUCAUGCUGUGUGCAAAUCUAAGGUUAUUUACUGGAGUUGAGUCACUGAGGGGUGAAACAUGUUGCAUCUUUACAUUCUUUGCUGACAAUGGUGCAUGCAAAACCACAAACAGGAAGCGACCGCUAAAAACAACUUCAAAACAAAUUACCAAAGAGUGAGACGUCUCCGUCUGUCUCUGCUGCAUGUGGAAGGUGCAGAAGGUGAACAAAACAUGGCAACGUGGUGCAAUAAAAAGAUCGCCCUGCAAGACCUGCAAACAGGAACUUACCUAUCAUGGGAAACCGCAGCGAUGUGAUCAGACCUUGGAGGGCAGCGGUCUCUGUUUGAGGUCAUAAAGUUUGACUGACAGAUUACGGCUGAGCUGGUAUGACUGGCUGCAUCGCCCUGCUCUCGGAAUCUCUGCCAACAUGGAUGUGUUUGGCUCGGGGGGGGCGGCUGGCACAUCCAUUGUGUGUGUAUGUGUGUGUCUGUGUUUUAUGGGUGGAAGUAGGGCACUGAUCCUGGCAGCAGAGCCAGUGUCAGUGUUUCCCAUCCUCCUGCUCUCACAGGGAAGGUUUCCCGGAAUAAUGAAGAGGAGAGGCCAGUUCUGGUUCAAGUCCGGCGUCUUUUCUGACGUUGUAUCAAAUAUCUGUCCUUGACUGUUGAAGUAAGGGUCUGGACAAUUUACUUACAGGAGGGGCUUUUGUUUCGACCUAUUUUCUCCUGCAAAAUAACAUAGGAAUUGUCCUGGACUUUGCUUCUUCACCUCCUAGUUCCAGUUCUUGCAUUUAACACAGGAGCAGACAAACUUUCAGGACACAUUUUGCAGCAAACAUGUACCACAUUACAUCUGUUUAAAAAGCAGCAUUUCCCUCCAACAACAGCUGGAAUUUCAAGAUUUUUUCUGCAUGCAAAAUACCUGCAAAAUGCAAAAACUGCUAAAACCUCAGCUGAGCAAAAAGGGCCGACAAGUUAGUCGGCCUCAUCUCAGACUGGCCGAUAUUUAACUCCCCUGUUGAGCCAUAAAGCUGAGCUAAGCUAAGGAAGCACUUGUUUGCAUUAACAAAAAGGAUUCUGGCCAAAGAAGAUCUUCAGCUUAUUACUGCCGACCCUCGCUCCCUCAUAACACCAUCUCUCAUCCAAUUAUCCUGAUUCAUGAGGUCUGACCUCGGCUCUGACCCUGCUUUUAAUUUUUCCUCCUCUGCCAUUGAUUGGGUGGCUUUAAGGUGUCUGUGGUUUCUCAAGUGUCGAAUGAAAUCAUUAAUAUAAUUCUUCCUUUUUUCUCUCACCGUGCUUGGAUAUGUGCGGCAAUUAUCUCAUCUCCUCUUAUUUACUUAAAUUGCGUCUGUUUGUGUUGUUGCGGGGUGAGCUGUUGAGAUUUUAAUCUACUCACCCGGCCAUCUGCCACUGUCGUUGGGUUGCAUAUCUCCAGGAUUAAAUCAGACGCUGCAGCACGUGAGAUCUUCCUCACACACUCACACGUAAUUACACACAUGUAUUCAGCCACAACAAAAACAAAUGACACGUUCCAUCGAACAAAUACACACAUGAAUAAGUGCACACAUGUUCAGAGUGCAGAAUGUGGGCCACUUUCCCUGCAGUUCCAAUCACUGUACGACUGCGGGCCGCCCGCAGCUAAAGGCCCUGAUUACCAUUUUAUUACAGCAUGUCAUUAUUCUGAUGCUAUCAAUAGAAAUGAAUUGGCUGACAAUUGAUUUACAAUAACCCCCCCUCCUCUGCGCCGGCCCUCAGGGAGCCUCUGCUGCUCAUUGAUUCGUUCCUUCUGUCCGCGCUGUCUGCCUGACUCUAACUGGACUUUCACCUAUUAAAGGCUCCUCUGCUUCAACAUGACAGAGAUUGAAUUUACAGCCAGGAUUCAGCGGAGUCAUCUGCUUUAGGGAAGCUACCCGGACAAAUUGAUUGUGAUAUAAUAUUGAAGUCUGGAGGGCGUUUCUCAGGAAUGGUUCGUCGGACCUCUGAGGGUGUUUUGGGUGAACGUAGGGACUAGACAUGGCAACCGCAAGCCCCCCUUACAAAAAAAGACAAAUUCUAUCUAUAAAAACAUGACUUAAAUGAGCUCUCCAUGGAUCAAACUCGUGCAGACUGGGGGAAAACCCGCAAAAACUAAAGAUAGCCCAGUGCUGACCCAAAUGAAGAGCACACUGGAUCCACUCACACUCGAAACUGACACACAAUUAAUAGGCGUGUGUUUCAGGAACUUUGAGGACUUUCACUUCAAUUUUUCACUUUUUUUCUUAAUUUGAUUUAGAGUCCUUUCUAAUUCUAAUUAAUAAUUCAUUUAUUUAAUGAUGUUUGAUUUAUAUUGAACCCUAUAAAAAUAGACUGCCCACAUUAGACCUAAACAACGAAUUAUUGCCAUGCAGUUAGUUAUAUAUGCUGAAUUCACAUGUAUAAGUAGAGCACACCUCCCCUGCAGCUGUUAUGUGAGAAGCUAAGGCUGGCAGAGCAGCAGCAAAGACACCCAAAGGUGGGCUGCAAAGCUUGACUGUGAUUUCAGUGUUUUCUGUAGACUAGUUGGUCAGCAGGAAUUUAGAUUUCCACUUAAACGGUUAAGAAAUGAUCUUUUAGACAUUCACAGCUACAACAUGCAGGAGACUUCAGUUUGUUUUGCUUGAUCUUGAAUCAAAACUCUUCAGGUUAGAGCUUUUGCAACAGAGAAAUCCGUCUCCAUUCAUGUCCACCAUCACUGUAGUUGUGUAUUGAGCACUGGUGGACCAUCUCAGCUGCAGAGCUGUGGAGGUUAAAUGUUUGAACAGCCCUUCAGUUCUACUAUAAAGACGUAAACUUUACUUUCCUUCAAGCACAGUCCUAUACUGUAAACCCUUACUCUCUUUAGCAGCAGCUUCUGGCUGAUCUGGCAUGUUUCUACAAGUUUGCGUUGCUGUUGGUGAAACUGUUCCACACACUGAUUGGAGGGAGAAGAGAAAAAAAAACUCCCAGCUGGCCACGGGGCAUACAGAACAUCAUUAGUGCCAAGUGUCUGAAAGCUGUCGAAAACAUUCCCAUCACAGCGCAACUGGAGUGCUCACUAACAACCCCGACCAUUAUGCCUCCGCUCGCCGCGUCAGCCGGCAGACUAAGCCCUGCAGACACUCACAGGGAACAUGCAGCGUGUGCACGGCGGCAGCCAUUUUCUCUCACCUCAGUGGAGUGUGUCAAGAGUCUCACUGGAGAGUCUCUCACCUCAGGAAAAUGCAUGUGACAGUUUGGAAGUGCAUGGGCCGAUUUCUCCCCUAAAAUCCUGGAUGGAUGUAGCAGAGGAUGGUGCUCAUCCUGCUCUCUGCCCUGCCCCCCCCCCCCCCCUCUCAUGGGAUAAAUCCUUCCAGUGUGAGCUGAACUCCAGCCUGCUGCUUAAUGACUUAUAAUAGCUACAGUUUCCUGCUGCAGCAUUACAGGAACAUGGCCGGGCUUUCUUUUCUUAAAGGUCCCUGAGAUGCAGCACUUGGAGGACAUGACCUACUUUCUCUCGCUGGAACACUUCACAUUUUUUUAUCGUGCACUUUCUAACGCCCAGUCUGGCAGAAGUUUAACUUUUCUCUAGCAAGUGAAAGGUCCCUCUCUAACAUGACAUGUAAAGUAAACUCUGCUGCUGUCAUAGUAUGAAGUGCUCACAUAAGUGUUUUUGCAUAUUGCUGAAUAUUUAACUGAAACAAAAUGUCUGCAAAAGCACUGAAAAUGUGCCAGACAUGAAAAGAUCUUUAAAAUAGGUCGAGCUCAGUGAAGCGCCUCCCAAAUCAUUGAUCCCAUAAAAAAAUUCUGCAUGUAGCACACAGCUGCACAACUAAUUGCAAAAUAAUCAAAAUAGCAGUACGGCCAAAUCCUCAGAAGCUGCAGUUGAUUGUAAAGAGUAAAAUGGGUCAUAAAACAUAAAACAUCGGGAUGAAGUAGUGCUGCAGAAAUGUUCCAGACCUCCAGUUAUGUUUCUUUGUUUGUAACAUGUUUGCUCCAUUCAGACCUGAACAUCAGUGACAAUAAAGUUUAAUAAUCCACAUUUAUCAAGAUGCAUUUUGCAACUGCAGAAAUAUCUGCAGAAAUAAUGAUCGCUCUCCUGAAGUUUUUUGUUGAUUCUUCACUUUAUAACCAAACCACGAGAUCUGACUGCCACAGAAAACCCCAACAGCCCAUGUUUUUUCACCGCAUUUGGCAGAACAUGAGCCACAACGAAACAAUGACACCGUUAAAAACAACAUGAUAUAAAAGAGGGAAGUUUUAGAUUUCAUCAGUGAAAGAAUUCAGGCUGUUCCUGUUAUAGAUCUUAUUUUGUAUCAAUUUAACAGAAAACUGCUCUUCAAGUGAUAAAUCAGAACCAUUUCCUAUGCAAAUGAAGUCUUUCCAACAGAUCCAGGUAGACCAUAAGUGGUAAUAUGAGCAAAACAAAAACAUGAAGCCUCUCAUCUACAUACCAUUAGACAGUCUGAGUGAAGAGAAAGCAAUCAGUGGCCCCGCUCAGGUGUUUUCACUUGACAGAUACUCAAACGGCGAGAGCUUUUAACUGAUGGAAACGGUGCUAAUGUGAGUCCUGAUGCCUCUCCAGUCCGCUCUGAUACUACAGUGUUUACAGCGUGUGCACACGCAGAGCUGGCGUCAGCUGCUUGGACAGUUUGCAUGUUUGGUGUGCAGGUAUUUUUACCAUAAAUGUAGUUUGAAUGACAACCUGCAAAUGUAGGGUUGAAAAACUGCAAUUUUGGUGAAAAGGGGUGAUCACAAACAAACACAAGGUCAUCUCAGUGUAGGGUUUGGCCUGUAAAGUCCUAGCCGACUGGUCAACUUAUUGGUCCAUAUGUGCUGAUUUGACCAAAAUUCUUAUUAGUCGACUUGAUUUUUUUCUGCAUCAAUUUACAAUCUAUGGUUAAUUUCAUCAGGAGGAAUGUACCAAGUGCUAAUGGCUAUGUUUUUAGGGGACCCCCGUUUCACAGGUAACAGCUUGUCUCAGAACACCCCCUUGUUUUCACCAUUUUGGAUUCGCCCAACCCACCCGAGACCAGCUGAAGACAGGAAGCUUCAAGAGCGUCCACGUUAAUCAACGUCUGGUAGUUUGCUGAAUAUUUGUUUUUAGUUUGAGCGUUUCAACUUUCAUCUUGUGCUGAUAUUAGUACAUUUUCACCCGCCGAGCAACGAUGCCCCUCGCCACAGAAGGGUCAGAGCCGAUUAGUCGAUUUUGGUCGAAAAUUUCAGGGUUUUAGUCGGCCAAGAAGAGCUCCUCUGAAGAUUUAAUCUGCACGAUCUACACGAACAAUAGCGUCAUUAAAUACUCUUAAGGUCACAGCGUUAAUGAUUCAAGUGACCCAGUGACAUCCAUCAUGAACACACCCUAAAACCUCUGUGGUAUCUCCACCCUCGUUAGAAACAUCAUGCGUAUCUGCAUUUCCUUUUUUUUUCUGUAGCCACCAUGUAGGCAGUCAGACUUUGCACAGCACACCUCAUUCAUCUCCCUCCCUCCUGUUUUUCCCUGUCUCUCCACAUAAUGACACUCGAAGACCACAGCAUGUGUAAGAGCUUGUUCCUCAUGUUAGAUGAUGGGCUCACUGUGGCGCUCUAAUUGACCCGCCAUGUCUGCAGAUGCAUUAGUGCGGCCAUGUUUGGCCCACUUAAUGCCCAACUACAACAAACACAGCCAUCAAUAGAUACAGCCGCCUUGUUAUGCAGCUCAUAGGGAGCUGCUGUCUGCCUUAUGAGGACCCUGUGUGUUUGGUGGUUUGUCUAAAGAGCCUGCAGGUCGGGGCUGCAGGGCCUGUCUGACAGGGCCUGGUCAGGAGAGCGGUGGUGGCUAGACAUGGUGUCUGAACCAGCUGACAGGCUGACCUAAUCCCUCCCCACAGACAGGAAGGAAGAGGAGUGUAGCCUGUGGCCAUGUGAGCUCUGCUCUCUCAAAGACUGCUUGUUUUGUGUACAGCGCGAGGUUCGUCACAGGACAGCCGAUGGAUGAGGAUUUGCAGAGAAACAGCGUGGCUGAGGGGCUCAGAGGGUAAAGGGCAGCAUGUAAGCUUUGCUCACAUUUAUCCAUCGUAAGCAUUUUGGAUUCUUAAGAUUUGCAGGAAUGACAUUUCAAUUUAUUUGGAAUAAUCCUUCAAGAGAAUUGAGAUUUUUCUCCAAAAUAGAUUUCAAUGAUUUUUAUGUCAACGGGCCUGUUGGUCUUUAGACUUGUAGUUGACCAUGCUGGUGUCAGUCCCUCUUACAGUUAUGUUUGGGGCUACAUGUAUGUAAAGUUUGGGUCCACUCGUGUCCCUCUAGCUGAUGUGUCCGUCCCUGCAGCCGUCAUGCUCUGCCAGAUUUGGAUGGAGCUCAAAUUUAGAGAUACUGUGUGUUUUUCUCUUGAAUCCUCGCUGUGUUUACGGCUAGCAGAGGCUGUAAACACAGGCACACAUGGCUGAACUGCGUAAUCACACAUACACUGUAUUUAUUCAUUCACUGGGAGCCUGUGACCUUCCUUGUUUACGACGGCACAGCACUCCUCCAGGUGCUCCUUUAUAAGAGGACUCUCACAGUCUCACACGUUGUGAGAUUCACACCUUCCAUUAUCCUCUAAACCAUCGUAUCACCUUGGCUGUCUGGAGUGCUGCAGGCUUGUUUAUGUUAUCAACGAUUCAUUUACAGGCUCUGAGUCACAGCAGACCACUCCAUCUGUGAAUUACCAUCCCAUGAGCCUUUUAUUUAUACUGAAGCUGUGCACUGGAAGCUUUACCUCGGCUGAAAAUCAAGUCUUACAAAUCCAGGCUGCACUCAGCUGCAAACAUGGCAAUUAAUGCAUGUUAAUCAGUUUUCAAAUGAGACCAAAACCCUGACUUUACCUUUCUAAAACCUCCAUGUAGAUCUUUGGUUUUUGAAGCCAGAGGUAACAUCAGCUUGUAAGAGAGAGUGGACACGCAAUAAAAUAACUAAUUAAAGCAGCAAACUCUUACAUUUAGGGAAUUUUUGCACCAAACAUGCCUUUUGAUCAAUUUUAGAUAAAAUCCUUGCAGCUCUGCCACCAUUUAAUAAAACAGCGCCCCGGUAGCACUCUUCUUUAUACUUUUGCUCAUAUUUAGAGUAAAUGUGAGAUUGGUAGCUUCUGUUCCUCUGCGCAGUUUGAAAUGGGAUUGAAACAGGAUGAAACAGGAUUGAACUCUGAGAAAAUCUUUCUGGAUUUGGUCAGGCCUUGAGAAGAAAAAAAAAACACAAAACACAGCGUUUUCCUCCGGCUCAGCAGAAAAAAUCAGUAAUGGCGGCAGCUUUCAGCGUCUCCCAUGAGGCAGCAUCUUUAUCAGCCCCCUCCAGCUACAGUCUAGGUGUCAGUGAGAUAGAGACAGAGAGGGCAGCAUAGAGGUUAAGACUGUAAUUGGUGGUCUGUCCCGGUCCCUGGUAGUGCAGGGCUCCAGGGAUCAGGCUUUAGCAGGCGUAAUGAUGCCUGUAAGAUGAGAGGGGAUUUGACUGCAAGCCCCCACCCUCGCCUAAAUCCCCCUCAUCCUCUUCUCUGACAGGAAGAGAAAUCACUGCAAACUGCAGACGCACGGACAUGAUGCAUUCACAGCAUGACGAGCCAUUACUGAGCUGUCAUUUUUAUAGAAGUCUGCCCUUAAAAAAUGCAGCAAACAUGAACAGGUAACGGAAGGUAAUCACGACACAUACUUGACACUAAACCUGGGUGAAUUCUCAGUAUCUGUGAUGUAUCAAAGCCUGUUUUUUCAGGCUCCUUCAUUUCAUUUUGAUGCCCUUGAUGGGAAUUAUUGAUUAUUUCUAUUUUGCAUCAUUCUGCUUCCUCUUUCCCAACAUCCAGACCAAUUUCAUCCUAAAUGGAUCAACUAAAACACUUAAAAAAUUCAGUUUCUCUGCAUAUCUGUCAGUGCGUAUCACACACACUGCAGAUAAAACAAGAUGCACACAACUUAGCCAGCUGAUUGACGCAAAAUAUGCGCUCAUCAUUUUCUCUGUUCUUUGAUUGGAAGUUGGGAAGAUUAAUACUCGGCUGAUAUGAGAUGAGCUUCUGUUAGCUUUGCACAAAAACAGCUGCUAGAAAUGUCCUUCAGAGGGAAUUUUUUUAACCAUGAACGCUGCAACAAAACCGGCAGAAUCAGUAGAUUCCUCGUCACAAAAGAUUGUGUGCACACUUUUCCACCCUAAUUUGAGAAACAAACUGAUUCUGCACAGCAGAGAUCUGAGGGUAAUUCCAGAGAAUGUAAACUUAAUCCCUGCAGAUUAGUGAAAACUUCCUGAGUGUGUUCAAAGGCUGAAGGGCAGGGAGGAGAGGGUCAGGGAGCUCCCACUCCUCUGUUUUGUUUUGGGUGUCCAUCUUAGCGCUGUUAAGCAGGGCUGAGAGUUUGUUUUAGGUGUUGGGAUGUGAUUUAUCAUUAUGGGAUGAGGCCCGUCUCUGCAGCUUCUCUUUGCUGCUGCUGCUGUGAGCUCCUUUGAUGUGUGGGAGGAGGCCGCUGUGCUGUUUUUGGUGUGUAUGUGUGUGUGUGUGUGUGUAAGCUAGUGUGCAAACAUGAGUGUGUAUGUGCAUGUUUGCACAGUGCUCUUGGCGAGCCUGUCACAUGUGGAGGCAUGUGCUGCAGUCUGGAUCGGGGUACCCGGAGUGCCUGCUUGUGUUCCAGUGCCCCGUAAGUAAUACUGGGAAAUUAAAUCGCCAGUUUCUGUGUUCAUGUGUGUGUGCGUGCAUGUGUGUGUGUUUGCACCCUCAGCCUCGACGCCAGCUGGCAGCAGUGGCCAUGCCAAACACCCCCCCAACCCCCUUAGUGCUAUUUAUGUAUUUGCUCAGCCAUGCGACUUAACCCUUUCACAAGCAACCUCAACCUCAGGGCACGUUACACGCCAAGCAGAAAUAUGCCCUGUGCCCUGCAUUCCCCAACCUGCACACACACACACACACACAGACGCACUCCUCCCCUUGUUACCCAUAAUUCACAUCUGGCCUCCUUUAAAACAGGGCAGCUCUCUGCACCGCUGCAAGGAAAAGAGCCAUCAGCAGAUUCCUCCUCCAACCUUCCUCCAACCAGAGAGAGAACCUUUACGAGCGCCGUAAACGCAGGAAUUUCUUCUGUGCUCUGCCGUUUCUCUGCUCGGAUGCCAAACGAAACUCUACUCGUCACAGCCUUUUGACAAUCAAUCUCAAUAACAAGUUCACACUGUAAGAGUUUCUAUUGUACAGGCAUGUAGAUGACUUACUUGGAGGGAGACAAACAAUUGGGAGUUCAUACAAGUGGACGUACCAUUCAGGGAAUAAUCUAUAGAUUGUUUAAAACAUAGAUGUAGUCCUGUGUCAUCACAUGUUGGUUGCUGAAAAAGCCAAAUAAUGGUGUGCGUUACAUUAGAAAUAACUUAAUUUCAACCUAAAAUAAGGUAAAGAUGUGGACAGAGGCGAGUCUUACUAUAGCUACAACGGGCUACCAACAGGUAUAUUAUAAAAAAAAGAAAACCUGCAGAGUAUGAGGAAUAGAUAUAUGAGUCACAUAACCUGAAACUUUUUUUUAAAACAGGCAUUAAUCAUGUUGAAUUUUGCUGUAAAAAAAUCUGCUUUUCUUUGGGGGCUUAAACUGGGUUUCUUGGCUUUUGCAGCCAGUCCCAAGUGGACACUUUAAGUAUUGCAGUAGUUGAAGGGAUGUUUCAGUAUUUUUGAGGUAGAGUUGAAUGAGUUGCAUGUCACUGGCAGGUGUAUUAGCAACAACGGAUGCUCAUUAAGAAACUGCUGGAAGAAACAAUUUCGGGUCCCACCCUCAAUUACUGCAAAAACAUCAGGACUUUUCUGAUAACAAAGUGCUGAAAAAAUCUCAGUGGGACAAACACUUGAACUGAGAUAAGAGUUUGGAUCAGAGUCUCUCAAAGUUUGAUAAAUUAUGUGGCGGAGUUGACCCCGUCUGCCGAAAACUGUAGCCUAGCUUGCGUGCUGGUUCUUCCAGCACUUUCUCAUUGAAGAAGCAGAAAUGACGGGUAUCCAUCGUGGCUAAUACACUUACUGGUGAUAUGUAACUACAUAUUGCACUUGAGCUGUUGUGAGAACCACUUACUGAGCUAAAACUGACUGGAAAAGCAAAGAUUUGCCUGUCUGACCUAAAUUAAGAAUGCAAAAAACAGAAAUAGUUUUUCAACAGUAGCUGUUAGACUAUUUGGACUACAGUGAAAAUGGUCAGCAUGAAGAGGCUCGUAUACAGACAGAGGCUGAUUAAGUUUUUAUAGUCUGCUAAUUUCACACUGAUUAAAAACUGGUCAUUGUGCACGUCUAUCCUCUCUGUCCAGCAUGUUCAUGUUUUCAUUUGAUCCCUCUGAAAACAGAACGAGCCAGAGGAAGGGAUGGAAAAGGAAAAGCUCUGGAAAAGUCCAGCUGUAUUUACUUACCCCCCCUCCAACCCUCACCCCCUCACUCCCUCUCCAUCUUACGUUUUCUGAGCUUUUCCGUCUCCUCGGUGGGCCGAGCUCUGGCUCUCUCUGCGGCUGAGAAGAGCUGGUCCCUCAUCAUUCCCACGGAAAGAGUUGCCAAAGCAAAUUUGGCGAGAGGAAAUGGAGACCCUGCUCUCCCUUCCCAAACCUCCCAAUCUCUUCCCUUUCCUUCCCUUUUUUUUCUCUCCCUCUCUCUGUGUGAGUGUGUGUAUAAGUGUGUCUUUGUGUGUGCGCGGCCUCUAGGCAGUAAUAGGAAGGCUUGUGGUAGAGGGGGAGUCACUCUUUGCUUUCCCUCUCAUUAUUCUUUCCCUCUGUUUUUCCAUGCACAGCACUGUUGUCAUGUGAAACUUGUCAAACAAUAAUUUAAAGUAAAGUUAGAACACUUAUACGCUCCAUGUAAAGGACCGACAAACUCCCUGACCCCAUACUGCUAAUGAUACCUUCUGAUACCCGUCAGAGUAAUGUAGACUUAUGAAGGUCUGACUGGAAACAGCAUGAAAAGAAAAAUGUUGUUUUCUGCUUCUCUUUCUGUGUGUAGGUUUUUGCCUUUACCACAAACUCUCUGAGAUGUGGCUUUACUUUCCGCUGGCACGAUACGAUAUGACAUGACUAGAACGCUGCACAACAGUAUAUAAAUCAAGAAAUUCAGGAUAUGAUCUGAUAUAAAACAGAUUGAUGCUCUUUAACAUGCUUCACUGGAGGCCUUUUUUUAUUUAGAUACAUCAGUCAAUGCAAAGAUAAUUUUACUCAUAGAAACAUUUCUUUGUGUUUCGGCACUUGUUGACAAGAGUUUAGCCUCUAGCCUAGCUAGCGACAGCCUCCCUGGGAGGUUUCUCUCCUGUUUUUUCUUCCAGCCUCUCUGGACUCUUCCUGGAAGAGCAGACCAACAGCAGACCUGCUGCCGUACAGUGUUCUUGGAAAAAAAAAAGUCUCUUAAGUAUGAAAGGAAAUGUUGAAAUAAGAAGGCAUUGAAAAAUCAGCGUCAUGCUGUCGCUCCAGGACAGCUCUGGGAGGUGACAGGAGAGCGAGCAUGUUUUCUAUCAAUACAAGCUGUUUUUGGCAACCAGUGUGGAAACAGAGUCAGACUUUUUGUUUUUCUUUCAAGUAGCGGGGGAAUGUGGGAGACGCUUCCCUGCUAAUGGGAUAAAUGAUGGGUUAUAAAGGGGGGAGGCGGCACGGGCAGGUACUGCAGGGCUUCAGACUCUGUGUGUGCAGCCACCUGAUAGUCUCAACAUCUGCACACACACACACACACACACUCACAGUGUUUGCCAGUUUGUGCCUGGCAGGCGUCUUCCAGUCCUAACAUUGUUCUCCUGCGAGUUAAUACUUGCUCUUUUUUAAACUUGAAGUGAACAAACAGAGUUACUUAUGUGCUGAGCGCAGGAGAAAUUACUGCUCUCCGUAUCAAAGUGAAUUUUAGAUGAGGUCAUUUCAAGUGUAGUCAGCAAACCAGUUCAUCUCAAAGUCAGAGCAGCACACAGUCUGAAUAAUGAGAUUAAUAUGAUCCUUCGCAGUGCAGCGCUGCAGCACUUUGACUGUAACUAUGUAAAGUGUUUUUGCUAUUUACUUGAGUGCAGACAGAGGCUCUAUUGUUCUGUGUGACUCCUCAGCCAAGGAGACGAUGGUGGGAUGAACUAGUUGCCAAAAUUGGAGCUCUGAGUGUGUGUGUUAGUGUGUGUGUAACCCACAAACACACAGUCGAGGAAUCUCACUCGAGUGAGCAGCCACAGCACUCGCUAUAUUUUUAUCCUGUAUGUUCGUCUGGGUGUUACACACACACACACAUGCACGCACACACACACACAUACACGCUCACACACAGAGUUAGAGGGAGGGAACGGAGUAAGUGGUAUUCUGACUGAGGAUUUUAAAUAGAAAGGAACUCUGUAGACAAAACAGCUCUCUUCCUAACACCGCUCCGCUUAUACUCGACAUUUAAAACCUCAGGAGGAAGCUCUCAUUCAGCCUGUUUUCAUUUCUCCGCAGCACAUGAUAAAUUCAGCUUUAGACCUGAGUGUCCCAGGUCAGCGUUUCUGUGCACAAACAGCAGGACAUAUUGUCUGACACCUGUUUGUUUCUCUCCAUAUGUGGCUUUCUUUUUGUGGUUGGAGCUGUAAAAUGUGCUCUCACUCUGCCUCCAGGAAGGGGCCCCUCCCUCCCUUUGCACCACUACGGGCCCCUUAGCAAGACGUGCAGGGAGGCCAAAGUCAGGUCACAGGCAGGGUGUGGCUCUGCUCACCCUCCUGAGCGAAGAAAGCAAAGAAAACAGGUUGUUUGGCCUUUCAUCUCAGUUUAGUCUGGGGAAGGAGGGGUUGGUAGGCGACCUGUUUAGCAUUGUAUUUAUCUCACUCUCGUCUCGCACGGUCCUCGCAUUGAGGAACAUUGUGCGGUCAGAGCAGGAAGACUUCUUGCAAAAGGAAAUGUUCAAGAAUACCCACACAUACACACAGUAGAGAAAGCCUUGUAAAUGCAUGGUGGGGUAUGCAUUUUUCAAAGCUCUUGAAACACUUUUAAAGAUCAUGCACUUUCAUUCAGUCCUGUUUGCAAGCUGCAGAAAUGCUGUAAAGUAGCUGGGAAAUCACUGCAGUGUUUGCUGAAACUAUGCUGCUAAUAAUUAUCUUUAUACUGUUUUUAUUUCUUUUUUGUUUGUUUUGUUCUGUUUUGGACAAUAAAUGUUCUUUUGCAAGAAAUUCAAUCCAAACCAAUCUGCUUUAUUUAUACGGCACAUUUAAAAAAAAAUCUAAGUUUAUCAAAGUGCGGCACAAUAAUCUUAAAAGAACAGACAAUGCAGAAAACAUCACGAUGAAAUAAAUAAAAGCAGGUAAAAAACAUUUAAAAUGAAUGAAAUCAAUGAAAUAAAAACACAAAAGCAUAAUAGAAAUAAAAGUGAUAAAAGGACAGAGAUCACACAACUCUCAUGCUGAGCUAAAAGCCAAGGAAUAAAAAUGAGUUUUAAGACGUGAUUUUAAAGUAGAAAGAGUGGGGGAUGUUUAAAUUGUUUAUUUUACAUUAAUUUUUUGUUGUAAAUAAUCUUCAUGAAAUACUUCAUUAAUGUUUUUGUAAAUUAAUGCUUUAAACUCGAAUCAGCAGAAUAGCCAAGCUGAUUUCUCUAAGAAGCACUUUGGUAAAAAGAUGCAAUUUUUAGUCAUCAAUAAGUCGAUACAAUGAUUGCACAUCUUUCUGAACUUAUAAGUCAGUCAGAAAUGCUAAGCAUGGCCUUAAACGCAUGUCCUGAGUGACAUAUUUGACAGAAGACUAUACUGUUCAAACAGCUCGCUUUGCAGUCAUACGGCGUUUGCAUGUUCUCAGUCUGCACAGUGUUUCUGUGCCCAUAAUCCAUCCUGAAGUUUCUGUCUUACUCACUUUGCUUACUGGAAUCUUGCUUGUUUGUAGAGAACAUCCUGUAAUCUAUGACACAGGAAACACACUCAGACAGAUAGACCAAGCGAGAGAGGGUGAGGAGGAGGAGGAGGAGGGGGGACCUGGUGACGGAGGGAGGGGCAGAAAUGAAACAGGGAGGUGGGAGGAUAGAUGAAAAUGACAGGUUGUGUCAAGAAACAGAUUCAGUGUUCCCUCCUGUAAAGCCGUCUGUCACCAGAGCGGCUCGUCUCAAAGCUGGCAGACUUCAGGGUGACACUCCUGUUUUCAGCAGCACACAGAGUCACAGCUCCUCUUCAUCAGGGGCGACCUUUCACCUAAAUGUGCUGCCUUCAUUCACUGCUGCAUAUAUAUAACCCUCAUUAGAUAAACAAGGAUGCAUUAAUCAGAGGUCUUGUUUGGAAUCGUUUAAGGAGGAAAAGCUGCAGAAAUGUCGCUUUUCUGAUUCAUGUAUCUUGAUGAGUGUGCACAGACCGUCUCGUGCUUCCUCGGUUUACUCUCCAACAGAAACAAACCUUCGAAUUCGUUAAAAACAUUUCCACAGAAGAAAGGACUUGCUGUGUCUCCAACAAACUCUGCUGAUUUGGAACAUUUCAUGCAUUCCUUUAAGUUUUUUUUUUUUUCCUUUUUUUUUUUUUCACAGCAGUGUUUCCCCAAAGAGGAGCACUGAGGAACAUUUCAGCUCAGUGAGGAAACAGAUUAUUAAACUACUUUAGGUCAAACACUGAGAAAGUUUCAUUUCCCUCAUUGUCUCCCUGACGGUUAUGUAACUUCUUUAAAACGACAUGUAACCGCAGCUUUCUGUUCUUAUGGGAGUUUAAUGGAGACUUUUCUGAACUGAUGAGCUGAUACAGAUUCUUGUAGAUGAUCUGGUAGGAAACAAUGACUAUCAGAUCUAUUAGACUAAUAAUGCAGAGCUCUAAAGUCUCAGAACUUCGGAUUGAGAUAGUAAAAAUGCAUCUGAUAAAAAUAUAAAAACCUAACAUCCAUUAGGAGCUCGUGAAAAAGAGCAUCUAGACUGAAAAAGAAGCUUGUUUUGUCCUCAAGAUUAGAGGUGUGCAGUCAUAUAAUGAUGCUUUUAGCAGUUUGUAAACACGCCUGUUCUACGUGUUAUGAAUGCAGUGCUCAGUAUAAGCUCUACUAUAAUUUUUACUUUAACUGAUGCAAAAACCUGCAGCUGAAAAUAGAUUAUUGAGGCCUAAAUGAGACUCUUUGAGGCGAUAUUGGAAAAUGUGAGUGCAGCACCUACAGCCUUUCCCUUAGAGUCUGCAGGUAGCGCCACAGCUGGAUGUUAAUGAUCAGAUAGUUGCAGUGUGGCUUUUUCUUUAACAAAUUAUAAGGAACUGAUUUUAUCAUAAUCACCUGAUCUUAACAACACCAGGAAAGUUUGCAGAAAUUUAAAAAUGGUAGCUGAACAAAAGUGAUACUUAAAAGUUGUGUAAUAUAAUAGGCAUAAAACCCCAAAAUUUAUAGUAAGGAGGUGGUUGGAGAUUUGUCUUUUGAAUGACUUUAAAAGAAUCCUUUUUAUUAUACAGUGGAUAAAAACGGGCGAUGUGAGGGUGACAAACUGCAGCAUCCUGCAGACAGAGGAAGUGCUCUCAAACUGUGAGAGUUUCAGAAAAGCUCAGACGGACUCAAGAACCGAGAAGACUGUUAUCACUCCACCCAUCCUGUCUGUGCUUCAACACACACACACACACACACACACACACAUAUACACACUUUAACAACCACAACCACUGCUCUCAGACACAUGCUCACACAUGAACCCCCCCCCCCUCCCCGCCUAUGGCCCCCUGAUGGCAGCUGAGACGAGGCUGCCACUUUCACUGUUUCCACACUCGCUGCCCCAUGACUCGCCGCUUUGUGCCUUUCUCAUGCAGGGGCUAUUCCUAGCUGCCAUGUGUGAAGUAAGGGGCUGUAAAUUAGUGUUUGACAGAAAUGUGCUUCAAAGAGCCAGCUAUGAUAUUUUGUGCCAUGGCUUGGCUUAAAGUCUAAACUCUUGGACCGCAAAGGACCUCGAGCCAUCAGUGAAACAUGAAUAAUACAGAAAAUAGGCUUUUAGACGCUCUCAAACAGGCUUCAUGUUUAAAUCAGUGUCUAUAAAAACCUGUGAGAGCUCAAACUUUCAUUUUUUUAAGCAAAUUAAAUCUUAUCCAUGUGUCUUUAUCGUUGCAGAACAUGCAGUGGAUCUGCCGCAAUAACGCAGCAGAGGACAAAGCUGCGGAACAGUUUUUAAAAAUUGCUGUCUAAUUAGACCAAUAAUACUAAUUAAAGUAAUCAAAACUCUAAAAAGCCAGAGUAUAACUUCGAAAGGGUUAAAUUUUGCAAGUUUUUAGGCUUUUAAUCAUUUUAAUUAUAAUAAUCGUGCAAAUGUAGGCAGUGCUUGACCUCAUCUUUUUCAGGCUUUAAGGGGUUGAUAAAGGCUGGUUUCAUACCCGUGUUGUGUUAGUUUUUAGACACCACAAAGUGUCAUGUUCUCAGUGAGGUGUCGAGUACAAAAGCAGAACGGUCUGUGCACCUCUAACACACACCUCUGCUAAUCUACAGGCCUUAAUUUAGACGUGUGACUUCCUGUCUAUGCCAUGUAAUCCAGCCCGGAUCAUAAAGGGAGCGCACACACACACAUGCACAAACACACACUAACACGCACUUACACAAACACUCAUGCAUGUGUGUUUGUGAGUGUCUUUGAAGUGAGCUCAGGUCUAUCACCUGCUGUAAGUCAGAGGCUUAUCAGGAGAGCGCUGUUGGGUGUUGAGCCCCUCUCACCCCCUCACCCCUCGGUCAGGGUCUGUGUGUGUAAGUGUGUGUGUAUGUGCACGUGUGUGCGUCAGGAUUUCUCACGUUUUUACGUAACACACCCUGAGAUAAUUCGAAAUCCCAGGGGCCCUCAUCAGGAUACAUUGUGCCCUCUAAUGGGAUAAUUUCCAGUGAAUUAAAUUAAAGGGAAAUUGCACCUUUUUUUCUGCACAGAAUCACCUGAAACAGCUCACUUUAUAAAAGCAGGAAUUCCCUCCAGGACUGUCUGUUCGUUUCACGUCUCACAGUCCCUCUGCUCAGUAAUCUAGACAUGCAGAUUUCUGCUCCCUGCAGCCCUCCCUCCCCCUUCCUCCCUCCUCCCCCUGCUGAGUCCUGCAAGCUCAGCUGCCAACUGCUGACCCCCUGACGCUUUCCUCCGUCCAAGAUUACCGGGGCCGGAUCUCGCCCUGACGGAAAGCCGCGGCGUUGGCAAAGAGUAAUCCACGAGACGGGGGCGGGCACGUGGCACAGAGACUUUGCCCAGACGCAGUGUGUGUCGAUGAGUGUGUGUGUGUGGGAAAUGAACUGCAGGCUCUAGCCUCCUGCCUCGGGUCCUGUGUUGCUGCCCUGAUAUGUAGGCCACAUCUCUCCAUCUCCUCAUAACCGGCAAACCUGCCAACCACAGACAAGACUCCGCUGUACUGUAACACUGUCUGAAUAUUUUAAUAUUUUAUACUUUAAAUCAGCAUUUUAACAUAUUUUAUCCCCUGCAUACUAUUUGUUUCCUUUAGCCAAGAGAGAGGUCAGAAUCUGAUUUAGUGUAGCUCAAUUGCAGGGACAGAUAUAUCAGUCCACAUGCAAUAAGAUAUUUGCAAACAUGGUUGAAGCCUCAACAUAGGCAUGCCACAACAGUAGGCGGCGAUAACGUGCAAUCACUCUGUCACAUCAAACACGAUAAGGAAACACAGUGCUCAUCUUUACUGAGUGUCUCCUUGAGUGAGUUGAAAUGAAAAAAAGGAAUGAGAUAAAUAUAAAAGGACGGACAUGAGAGAGUCACUGUUUCGUGUAAAAAAACUACUAUUUAACAGUGUUUUACUUAUUUGUCUUAUUUGAUGGUACUUUGUGGAUGCAGCCGGGCAGCACUUGAGUUCAUGACAAAUAUUUCCAAGAACACAAAAAGUGUCCUACUGACUGUAUCGAAGCAUAUUGUAUCAUAUCGUAUUGAAUCACGUCGUAUUGUAUCAUAUUGUAUCGUAUCGUAUCGAAUCGUGUUGUAUCGUAUCGUAUCGAAUCGUGUCGUAUCAUACUGUCAUGUGCAGGUCUUAAUUUUCUCAUUUGGAUUAAAUGCACUUCAAUGCACUUUAGACCCAUUUGACUUUCUGCAAGUAACUCAGUCAGUCCAUCACCCCGUCUUCAUCUGUUUGGUUUGAUUUUAAUUAGGUGAGGAAAGCUGUCAACUUUAGUUGCACUUUAACCUUUUUUAUGACAGAAAAACCCUGACCUGUAGCAAAUAAAGCAAAAGGAGAACGAAGCAGUUUUUUUUCUUAAAUAGAACAUAAUUUCAUUGGGUGUAAAGAAAAACUGGUGAAAAGCUCAGUGUGGAUACUCAUUACUCAGAUCUAUUCAGAUCCUUAAAAAAGAAGUUCAGACCUUUGACUAAUCAUGGCUUUAUCAGACCCCAACAUUUGAUUUCAGUUAUUCCAAAUGAAACAUAAAAAAGGUAAUUUCUUUUCAUCCAAGGUGUCUCUUAAGUGACCAAAACCUCAGAAAUAAAUAAAUGUACAAGCCUAUAAAAUAAUUCUCCUUCACAUUAUGACAUUUAAAUUAGUGUUACUAUCAAACCAGUCAUAGAAGCACUUUGGAUUUGCCCUUGAAAGUCAUUGAAAGUUAUGGAGUUGUACAUCAGGGCUGUGGCGGAUGGAGGACAGCUGUCACGUCAGCAGACUUUGGUACUAUUUGUUCGUCUAGCCACGCUACUUUUCCUGAGAGAGCGGCUCUGAUUACACAGACAUGUGGCAGAGUGUGACACACUGCCAACACAGGCAGGCGAGGCAAUCAGACAGAGAGGGAGAGAGAGGGAGAGGGAGAGCAAGAAUCUAUAAGCCCAUUACAAAUGACCACCUGUUGACACCACGCAGGGGAUGGCUGGUGUAUACAUGUGUAUGUGUGUAUGUGUGUGUGUGCACUGCAGCAGUUUGCAGGCUGAAUGCUGCAGAUUCCUGAGGGAGAUCCUCACAGAGAGAAAAUAAGAGUGAGAGAGCACCGUGAAGAGAGACAGGAGGAGAGAGAGAGAAAGCAGAGUUCUUGCCUCUGGAAACACGGUUUGAUAGAGCAAGUCAAGCGUCACGUGUGUGACCCGUACUCCAACACAUGACCUCUACAUGCUGAGAAACUCUGAGGAACAUACAACAUGUAUGAUCAUUCCAGAAGUGGAGUCAGAUAGAGUCGUGUAAGCCCUCCUCUGCAUGUUUUCUGCUGCUGCUAAACUGAGCCAGAUUAUUUCUAGCAGUUUAAAGGGACAGUCUGAUGUUUUUGGACAUGGGCUUUUGUCAUAUUUUGGGAUUUAAAUGACUGACAGGUUCAGUAGCCAACAAGUAGUUUUUUUUCAGUCUGUAUAUAAAAAGUGUCUCAUUGUUUCUACAGUAUCUGACAGAAAGAUCCCUGCAGAGACCAACCUUUAAGUCAAAGCAGAAGCAGCCUUGUCAUUGAUGUCUUUAAUUUCACCUAAGUGAGACAAACACUAACCACAAACACAUAGUAACCCUGCAAAAACAUCAUAGUGACAUCCUGCCAACAUCACACAUUUCAACACUUCUUCAACACUGAACUCUGCAGUGGUGUCAUGUUGGUGUAUCAUUGCUGGUGUUGCAGAACCAGACAGCAGGAGUUCCAAAUAAACAUAUUUAAACAGGCACAUAGAUGUUGUUUGUGUCUGUAAUGCAUUUUCCAAAGCUUUUCUUAUUCAUUAUUCUUAAUUAGCUUUUUUUUUAAAACACUAGGUGAUAUGCAUCUUAGAUUUGUGCAUGUUUAAAUGUUAGUGUACUAAUGUUUCAUUAUGUUUAUGUUAAAUGAAUAAAACAGUGAGAUUUCUCAGUCUCUGUCCAGCUGAGUUUACGGUAUAAUAACAGCCGAAUUCCUUCACCUGCAGCUCUGACUUCAUACACAGAACUGAAACUAAAGGUAGUUUUUACAACAGUCAAAAAAAAGCUGCACUUUCAGCUACAGGACUGAACUCACUUUGUCUGAAAGACUACGUAUUGUGUGUGUGUGUGUGUGUGUGUGUGUGUGUGUGUGUGUGUGUGUGUGUGUGUGUGUGUGUCUGUCUGUCUGUCUGUUUGUGUGUGUGUGUGUGUCUGUGCUGCACAAGAGUGUGUGGCAGUUAGUGACAGCCACAGCUUGGAGAGGCUGAGGUCAUAUCUGCACAGCCAGCCCAACUACGAACGAAUAGGGGAAGAGAAACAAACCCUUACUUGUCUGUCUGUCUGUGUGAAUGCAUCUGUGUGUGUGAUGGACAGACACACACAGAAACUUGCACAAAUACAGAGCAACACACACACACACACACACAGACAGACACACACUGGCCCAGUCACCCAUUGCCUCCACUCUUGGCUGCCCAUGUGCAAACACACCUAGCUGUAUUGGAUUCUGUGUGUGACGGGUGUGUGACAUACUGCCAUAACCUGCAGUGUGUGUGUGUGUGUGCGUGCGUGCGUGUGUGUGUGUGUGUGCGCGUGUGUGUGUGUAACUUGGUAACCCUGAUGCAACUUCCUGAGCCCUAGACAGGCACACACACACACACACACACACACACACACACACACACACACACACACACACACACACACACACACAAAGUUAACAGCACACCUACAUUUAAACCCACUUCCAGCUAUCAGACACCUCUGCUGGCACUCCCCUAUCGGACUAAAUACACACAAACACACGCGCGUGCACACACUUGCUUAUCAGUCUGUCUGACACUAUUGGGUGCAUUUUCAGUUCACUGACAUUUCACUGUGACAGGCUUGAGCCCGCUGCCAAGUGGGCAACAUGUGGUGCGUUUACAUCACGUGGGAAAAAUAAUCGACCUGUGCCUGGUGUGUCUGCACAGAAAAACCUCUCUAAAGACUCACAAUGUUUACUUCUCUGCUUACAGACUGAGUGUGGGACAGAUUUUUUGUACAGAAUUGCUCAUUUUUACCUUAAUUUGGCAGUGAUUUAAAUCUUGCUGAGAUUUAAAGUCUGUUUUUACAACUUUCCUGCAGCACAAAAACACAUCAGAUUACAUUUAAACAUCAUUUAUCAUUUGAGAAAUAAUCAAGCAACUUGUCUCCACUUUUGUGCAUAUUUUUUUAAACUUAAAAAAUCCUUUUUUUGUCUUCCAGGUGUCUGAUCCUAUCCCGUUCAAAAAGUCCAAGCAUGAAGACUUCCCCUCACAGUCCCCGCUGUCUGACAAAGAGAAGCAGCACGACUGGCUCCAGUCCCUCUCCGCCUCCACUAAGGUAGGUGUUGCUAAGUUAAGGAAGGAGAUGAUGAUGCAUUGGGUGAGAUGUAAUAUAAUACACAAGUUUUCAGAUGAGGGCAGUCGGUAAAUUUAGAUUUGGCAAGCUGUGCAAACAAAGUGGAGUAACUCUAGAGGAGAGGACUGACAGGGAGUGAAGUGAAACAAAAUCUAACUAAAAUAUCUCCCGGAAAGAUCAAUAUUUCCCAAAAAAAGUCCAGCAUGGCGAUAGAGAGACAAAAGCAUUCAACAUUUAUCAUCUGACUGACCUGUCUGGUCACAUAACACACCACUCUCUCCAUGACAGUUAACUCAAAUGACAGGAUUAUUCACAGCCUGUUAAUCAAUGGACACAGAAACAGUUAAUGCAACUUAAUGCACUUUUACCUGAAAGUGCAAAACAUGAAAACAUCUGCAGUGAGCCUACAGAUGCUAAAAGCUUCACAGUUAUGAUGAUAUACCUCUCUCUGUGUUCACAGUUGACGCAAGAGUUGAUUUUCUUUAAAAUGGAAUUUUCAGUUUGUUUUAUUUUAGCACCUCCACAUGCUUGUGUAGUCUUCUGACAAUAAAAUCUGAUCCCUCUGACUCUUGACAGUCAAAUAUAUCAUUUAUUUUGAAUAUUUUAUGCAGAAAUGAUCAAAUCAUGGCUGUUUUCAGCUCCUCUGACACCUGCCCCCUCACUGAUUUAAAGUGUUAGAAAUAACAGUGUAAAACUUGUCAGUCUUGUUGCUGAUGGUCUUGUUUGCUUUUGUACAUCAUGAAAAGGCAAAAAUAUAAAUUUCAAUCUGUUUCACAAGCAUUAAAAACUAUAAAAGAAAAGCUCUCUGGCUGUAUUGAAACUACAUCCAGUUUCUGUUUUAGUUUGAAGUUGUUAAAUGUCAUUUUUCUUUUUUUUAGGGGCUCAACUGCAUCCAGCCCAGGCAGAGAGCUUCUGCUUUUAGACCCUGGUCCCCCCACAUCUCUGCCGGUGAAAAGGAGCCCACCAGUCACCCUCUGGCCCUGCUGAGAGACAGGUAAGACCAGCACAGGACAGGACACCAGGAUGAUGUAUUUAACUCACUUCCAAAGCGAUACAGUGAAGACAAAGAGAAGAUCUGCGUUGCUUUCUCUGACAUCCAUUUUGUUCAUCUGAGUCUGAUGAUCUCCCAGCAUGCUCCUCACUUGUCUGGGUGGGCUGGUAUCAGGGGGGUCAAGUCUGACUGUACCAUAGCCUCCCACACAGCACCAUUCACACACAUCUGACACACACUCACACCGUGGGCACCCACUUGGCUGAGUGAAGCCGGUGCAGGCUGCGCCAUAUCACAGUCGAUCUGGCCCAGUUUCUCCAACAGUGGGAGGAAAAAGCUGCAGGCUCUUUAUUUGAAUGUUUCUCUGCCCUGUUUGGUGAAAGCUCUUCAUCAGACCCUUCAAUAUGUCUCUGGCUGUGUUUACUUACAUGCAGAAUUCAGCUCUUAAUGACGUGACCUUGAUUUGUUUGUUUUCCAGUAAACAUCAUGACGCGCAAACAUAAACCGUCUCCUUUCCCUCCUAGUUUCUACAACUACAAGAGUCUGGAGAAAGCGGUGGCCCCCAAUGUCGCUCUUACACCCCUGCCCCUGGGGAAGGUGGGCCCACUGUCCCCCUCUGUGCCCAGCACCUCUCACCCCAGUGGAGGCGAACCCCCGGGUGAGGGUGCGCACGCCUCCUCCAGGCCCCGCAAGAGAAGAGCCACAGGGGAGCUCCCGAUGCCAGAAGCCCCCUGCCCUCCACCGUCAGCUGCCAGCAAGCCGCCGCCGCCGCCACCUCAAGAGGACAAAGACUCUGAGGUGGAGAUCGAGGUGGAGAGUCGUGAUGAAUGUAAGCAAAGAAGCGAUAAAAAUAUCUUCAAUGAGCAGCUCGAGAUUUCUCUGCUUCCCUGAACUCAACCCUCUCUUGUGUUUGCUCUCCCCACAGUCACCUCGUCCCUGUCCUCCCUCUCCUCGCCAUCCUUCACCUCAUCCAGCAGCUCAGCGAAGGACUUGAGCUCGCCAGGCGCCCAGGGGCCCAUCUGCACCGUCACGUCAGCGGAGGGUACGCCCCCUGCGGCUGCACCCAUCACAGCCGCCGUCACCCCUCCGGAGCUGGGGCUGGAGUCUGAGCUGGAGAGCCUGAGGCAGGCGCUGGACAGUGGACUGGACUCCAAAGAGUCGAAGGAGAAGUUCCUGCACGAGAUCGUGAAGAUGAGGGUGAAGCAGGAGGAGAAGCUGGGAUCAGCUCUGCAGGCCAAACGCAGCCUCCAGCAGGUAGAGGGAACAUUUUACCACCAUAGUUUUGCCUCUUUUACAUCCUCUCUCUGUUUCUUCUUGAUGACAGAUUCACACUAAACCAAGCCCAGCGUGCAAACUCUUAAGCAUGUGCAGAACACCCAGUCCAGUUUGAGUCAACAAGAGCAUUUCUCUGACGUAUUAUAUACAUGAUUAAUCCCAACAAUCUUUGAAAAUAUUCUACUCUGUUGCCCAUAGCAACAGUCUGAUAUUAAAAGAUACUGGAAGUAUCUAGGUCCCCCACUUUGCUGAUUGAGUCUCUCUAUAUUUGUUCAGUAUUUCCUCUCAUUUAAGUGAGUGCGCCAUGAUGAGUAUCACCGCUGGCUCAGAGAAUGGGAUUUCCCAGUCUGAGCUGCCCCUGACAGCUCUCUUAGACCUUAAGCUUCUUGAAAUCAGACGAGACAGAAACUUUUUCAAAGUCGGCGCUCUGAGGGAGACGACUCCUCUCAGGCAUCAUAAUUCAGAAGUGGAUUAGAAGUCGUUAUCGCUGGGCUCUAAGCUUAGCAUGAGUUGGCAAGUGAUAACAAUGAGAGCGGAUGUUGCUGCGAAGGGAAAGGGCCAGACUUCCAUUUUUAUUUUUGGUCUUGGACUGAGAACAAAAAACCGCAGACGAAGGAGUCUGUGUGGGCGAGAGAAGAAGAGGGAUUGCAGCGUGACAGAAUUCUGCUUUCACUUUCCGUCAGAGGAGUAACGGAGAGGCAGCACGGAUUAAAAAACCAAACUACAGGAACCAUCAGCUUCCAUUAUAAGCUGACUUUAUCCCUGCUGUCUUCAGCUGAACUCGCCCUCACCCCAACGGUGUUCUCCGAGCGCUUACGUAAAGCAUCAGCAGAGUAAAGGGUGUGAUGGGGAUUGUUUCUUUUCACUCUUUUGGUGGGAACCAACAAAGCUUGAUGACAGACAUGUUUGUCCCUACUGCUCUGUUCCCAUGAGUCUGCUCAGGGUGUGUUUCCGUAACACACACAAUCACACACACACAUUCACACUUUGUCAAUGAUUCAGAGGAAGGAAACCUAACUUCUGUCAGCCCACACUCUGCCCUAACCCCUGACUUGGCCCAGUGUAAACACUGACAUGGACACUUUAACCUCCAGCAACAAGUCGCUGCUCUCAAGUGUCAACAGCUCAGACACAAAGUCAAACAGCCGUGUGACACAUUAAAUCCAUCGGCAUUCACAGAGGUUACACAAGCACUACAUGACGCUGAGCUUAAUAAUCUCGAAACUCUGGCGAAUAGACUUUGAAUUUACUAUCUUUCUUUCACAGGAGUUGGAGUUCUUGCGAGUGGCUAAGAAGGAGAAGCUGCGGGAGGCGACCGAGGCGAAGAGAAACCUGAGGAAGGAAAUCGAGCGUCUGCGAGCCGAGAGCGAGAAGAAGAUGAAGGAGGCCAAUGAGUCGCGGAUCCGUCUGAAGCGGGAGCUGGAGCAGGCCCGGCAGCUGAGGGUGUGCGAUAAAGGCUGCGAGGCCGGACGGCUCCGUGCAAAAUACUCUGCACAGGUCAGUAGGAGCUUCAUGAAAAGAGUGUCAAACAGCACGAUAUGUCUUUACGAUGCAUGGGUAUAAAUGAGCUUAAAAAAGGGCGCUACAUGUCGAGACGCUAACAGUGCAGUCUGGCGCAGAUGUGAUGGUAGCAAGUCUAGACGAUUAUGUCAACACCCUCAGACUAAUUGCAGUGUUUCAGAGUAUCACUGUCUCAUUUGCUUUCAAGGUCAGCAGAGAUGAGGGCAAGAAAAAAACCCACAUUUCCUUUUCCUCAGUUGAAAAUAAAUGGGUGUAGCCCAGAGUGCACAGAUGUACGAUAAGUCCUCUCUGAAAGGAAACAGGAAGAGACGUCGACUUCCCUCAGGCACCAUGGGAAAUGCAGAUUAGACAAAACAAGAGGGAGGUUAUGCUCUCCAGCUGCGUCUGUGUUCCUCCCUGCAGAGAGUGCAGCCUGUCUGCAAAACAAGAUGGUUCAGACUCCAUUUUUACUCAGGAAUAGAAAAAAAAAGGGAAGUUUAAAAAGUUUUAUCUGACUUUCCCCAGAGAUAGUUCUGCACAGUGUCAAAAAGAGAUUGAAAUGAGCAGAUUUGCUGGAGUAAGUGUGACUGUAACAUCAGUUUAUUGAUCAUGUUCAAAAUUAAACAUCAUGAAAUGUUCUCCUGUUACUGUGGAAACCAGAGAGUUUCAUGUUUUAGAUUUGAUGUCAGCUCAAAGUAGUCAUGUUGGUGCAGAGCUGGUGGCUUGGGAAUUACUUUUGCACCGAUAAAAAAAUUAAUUGAUUAAUAUUUAAAUGCUGCAGGUCUAAUUUGAGUGAGACAAAGUUAGAGAUGCAGCCAUCAAAACAGCCGAUAUUUCUCAUAAACUGUUGCUUCUACAGAUUCAGAAAUAACGCAACAACAUUUAACCUCCACAUUCUUUGUCGGAGCUUGAUUCAGACCCGUUUCGUGGGUGGAAAAAACAAAGAACACUUACCCGCUUGUAUCUGCUCAAGCUUUGAUUGGGUAUUGGCUGUAGGACAGGGGUUUGGUAAUUGGACAAGACAGUUACUCAUCGCUGAACUAUUGAGCCCCCCAUUAUCAGGACUUCCUGAUUUCAAAGCUUCAUCCCUGCUUGGGUUAUCAAGCACCACAAUGCUGUUUAGUCAGAUCUGUUCUGCUGUGUAACUUCAGCUGUUUCCUGCCAUGUGUUUUCCAGAUCGAGGACCUCCAGAUGAAGCUGCAGCACGCCGAGGCCGACCGCGAGCAGCUCCGAGCAGACCUUCUGCAGGAGCGGGAGGCCAGGGAGCAUCUGGAGAGGGUGGUGAAGGAGCUCCAGCAGCAACUGUGGCCCAAAUCCAACAGCGACAAGGAGGGGACGCCCAAGGAGACUACAGCUGACAACUAACCCCACAGCCAACCUCACCGCCCUAAACCAUUCCCCCCACAUCGCCAUGAUACCCCGACAUCUCCUGCCCAACUCGGACCAUGAACACACCCAGGAGUCCAGGCCAGCCACAUCACAACAUCCAUCAUGAAAACUAAAAACUCAUCCUCCAACCAGAGAGAGAAAUAUGUCCUCAUUCUUGCCCAUAAAAUCAAUCAAGAGGUUUCCUUCGAGAAAGACAUGUAGGUGACAAAGAAACUUGAUGCUUUUUCAGGAAACAACUCGCAGCUUCUGAACUCAUAGACCUGAAAACUGGAAAAUGAGAGUGAAGAGAACCACUCGAGUGUGGUUAUGUCUGUUUUCUUUCUGAAAAGAUUUUAUCAGACAGAUAUCUGUGAUCCUGUGAGCUGAAGAAGAGAAAUAUCACAGCUCAGGUGGUGUGGAUGUGGCCGGGAUGGCAGGGGUCAAAGUUCACCCUGAAAAGUCUCCACCGACCCUGUCCUUCGCCACGGCGAAGAUGGAGGAACACAUUAUAAGCUAUUUAAGGGACUACAUAGCGAUAUGUAAAGAAAAAAAAAGGACAGUUUCUUUGUUUCUCUGUGCUAUUGGAGUUUGAAGUAUAAAAAAUAAAUCAGAAAAUGAACAAAACAAGCAGAUGAACCCUCCACAGUGCCACCGUGGUUUUGUCGGUUUUUCAGGAAGCCAUAACAGUCCACUGAGGAGGGGGGGACAUCGAACCCGAAGGUCAAGCCACCCGUCUUUUCCUCCUAUUGUUGUUUUAUAAAAUCAUUUCUGUCUAAUUUCUCUGAGCGGCGGGCGGUUCGCUCUUGGGUUGAAGUUUUCCCUCUUUGGAUCAAACCCUGAAAUAGGGAUCGGGAAUAACAUCAUGCUGGGUUGAAGUUUCCAGAGAGCACUUGUUUGGGAGGAUAAACUCCAACAGUGGCUGUCUCUCUCACACACACACUCUCGUUGGUUUCCAUUUGUUAUUUUAAGCAUUUGGGUCAAACCCUGAAGUCUUUAUCUUGUAAAGAUAAAAUCCUCCAGAUGUGAGUGUGAGAGAUAAAACCGGCACGUUUCCUCACUCCGUAAAACCAUCAGAUCUGAAAUCACAGUGGGCUGGAUGGGACACCUUUUGGCAAGAACCACAAAAUGUUCAUUUUAAUUAAAUUAAGGUCUGUAAAUAUAAAUAUAUGUUGUUGUUUUUUAACUUUACAAUAAUGAAUCGCACUUUGUCAUAACAAAAUACUGUUAUAAAAGCAUUGUACUCCCACUAUUGUCUUCAGUUUACUUUGAGAACAUCAUUAUACACGACUGCUACCAUAUAAACCCAGUAAGCAUUUUGUUGAUUAUAUGCGAGUGAUACUGCUCUGUUUUCUAAAGGCAAAGUAUGUAAAUAAACAGAAAAAAAAAGGCUCCGCUGAAGUCUGAAGCUUCAAGUUGUCACAUUUUGUAAAAUAUCUGACACAGAUAGCAGCGGGUUACAGCGUGUCAGGGAGGAGGGGGAGGAGCCCGAACUAACAAGACACAUGUUCGAAGAAUAAAAUGCGAUUUUAUUCCAAAGGCAGAGGUGUGAAUCUGCCGUCACAUAGUGGGUACAAUGCAAUCAGAAUGUACAUUGUGUUAAUGCUAUUUUUCCUUUGGUUGUUGAUGUUGUUUUAAACGUGGAGAUAUUUUAUUGCUUGUCUGUUUUGUUCACUUUUUUCAAUAGAAACUCAUCCUUUCUUUAUGCAUGAAAUUUGAGAGAGUUUGCCAUACAUAUAGUCAGUUAUUGGGCAUUGAUACUGUACGUGUAAGGGUUUUAUUGUGUUAUACAAUAUAAAGCAAUUUGUCUUAUUUAGAAAAGGAAUGAAAAAGAAACACAGCGUAUAUUGUUCUUAAGAAAAAAAACUUCACACUUGCAAAAAAAGAAAAAAAAAAAGAAGACAAAAAAAAGAGUCUAAAUGCAAUGCUGGACAACCUCAAGUGCCUGGACGUGGGCGAAAGGUUUCCAGAGAAGGAAAACUGAUGAUGAAGCUGUCGGGGCUGGGCCUCUCAUCAACUUCCUGUUUGCAGGUUUCAAAUUAAAAGCCCCUUCCUCGCUCAGCAGCUCUUUGUAUCAGUAUUCCUAAAAACGAACCAGUUUACAGACUUUUUUCUUUUUCAAUGCAGAGAACAAUUGAACAAAUGCUAGAUGAUGCUUCAGGCUUUUUUCUGAAUGAGUGUUUUUUCUUCUUCAUUUGAAAUCGAUGAUAUGCAUGUUCAAACAAUUUUUAUAGAAGACCUUGAAAAGCCACUUGCUUUUGGUGAAUUGUUACUUUGGGUUGUACAUAAAGACUAAACUGUUGAUUCCCAGUUUGUCCUGAGGUGGACAUGUCGAGGGUGAUAAAGAGGGCAUUAUGUGAAGACGCCCUUUUCUUAUCCGACAUCAGCGAUGUUGCUCAGAGAACAACAAAGCUGCGACUUUGGCAGACUUUAAAUUGGUACAUUUUAUAGUUGUUUUUACACUCUAAAGAGUUAAUAGCCUAUGUGUAGUUUACUUUACUCAUGGUUUUCUACAAAAAGAAGGGAGACAAUACCGACAUUGGCUCUUCAUUCUCCCGAUGCAAAAAGAAAAAGCAGUUUAACAAAGUCUUGUUUUCUAAAGGAGAAUCAUUUUGCUAAAUAAUGGACCGAAAGCAGCAAUAACAGUCCAUAUUACUAGACAAAUACUAGCCAGUGUGAAGAUUUGAAUAAGAAUUUACAAAUGUAAAUAUUUUUUUCAUUUACGAUAUUGUAUAAUAUAUGUACAUGGUGUUUCCUUUUUCAAAAAGAAAUCUUUUCUUACAAUAGCUGUCUUGUUUUUUUUGUUUUUUUGAAUUUGUGUUUUAACUGAGAUGUUUCAAAAACAGUUAAUGCAGUGCGUAAGAGAAUAUUCCCUACAUAAACAUGUUAACCCAUUUUUUUCUCUCUUUUUUUUUUUACUGUAGAGUCUUUAUAUUGAAUGACUUUUUUUCACCAGUUCAUAUAUAUUUUUAACAUAUGUUCAGUAUCAGAUUGCAGUCGGGGUCACCAUCACGUGACCCGCCAUGUUGCAGAUUGUUUCCCCUCAUCCUCAUGUAUCUUUUUAGCCCUAUGCUGCUGCUAAUACUCUAUAAACCUUACAGUUCUAGAAAUAUUUUUAUGUAAAAGGUAAAUGUAAGCUUUCCCAUUUAUUAAUGCCACAUAUACAGUAUGAAAAAGAGCUUGGCUUAUUCAUCUAUCUCCCUUGUUUCCCUCAUCGUUUCACGCCUUUUUCCUCAUCCCACCAUCCAACAACGACCCCCUCCCUUCUCUCACGACACGGACUAUAUUGUAAAGUAAAGGACUUUAUGAGAUUAUGUUUGAAAAUAGCUAUGCUUAUAUACUACAGUGACUGAAUGUACAGUGUAUAGAUGCAUUACCAGAAAUAAAGUUGUUUGUCCAGAUUGAAUGACCCAGUUUUGUUUUUUCACUGCUUGCAACAGAAACCCUAAUUAUUCUGCAAAUACUGCAGACAGAGAGCUUUUUUAUUCUGAUUUAUCAUCAAAUACAGAAACACAUGCAUACACAAACCUACUGCAAGAACCUUAGAGUUGCUUGAAAAAAAGGGGUUGUAAUAAUCUACUACCACUAAAUAAUAUUUCUUAAGCUUAGAAGAUUAAAUCAUUAUCAAUUUAUGCAGAUAUUUCAAAAUAUGUACUGUAUUUUGCAGGGGAGCAUAAUCCCAGCAGAACUACCAUCAUGAUUUGUAAAGAUGUGAUCCUGCUCGCAGUUUCAGAGUAAUCUAGAGCUGGAACAAACUCUGAAAAUCUGGGACACUGUCUUAACAGUUGAUAUAAACAGAAUUUGAGUAAAACUCUAUAUUUGAUUAAAGGAAGAAAAAGGACUUCAUAUUAAAUGGAGCUAUGAAAUACCUUAAAAAAUAUGAAAAUUUGAUGCCAAUGAAAUUGUUGUCCCAUUCUUGCCUGAUAGAGGCUUUCAGCUGUUCAACAGUUCAGGGUCUCCUUUUUACUUUUUUUGGUGUCAUGAUUCUCCAAAUGUUUUCAAUGGGGACAAGUCAAGACUGCAGGCAGACCAGUUGAUCAGCAGGACCUCGUACUACAGAGCCAUGCUGUUGAAUGUGGUUUGUCAUUGUCCUGCUAAAAUAUGAAGGUCUUCCCUGAAAAAGUAAUUGUCCGGAUGGCAGCAGAUGUGUUUGUACAGAGAUUUCUCCAGAUUCUCUGAAUAUUUUGAUAAUAUUUUAUUCUGUAGAUGACAAAAUCCACUCAUUCUUUCACAUUUGAUACUCAGGAACAUUAUUCAGAAACUGUUGAACUGUUAGCUCACACAGUCUCUCACAGAGUGGUGAACCUCUUCCCAUCUUUCCUUGUGAGAGACUCAGCCUCUUUGAACGUCCUUUUUAUACCCAGUCAUGUUACUAACCUGUUAAAAAUGGACCUCAGCAGUUGGAGAUGUGCCUCCGGAUUUUUUUUUUAUAGCAUUACACAACUUAUUUGGUUGUUCAACUUAAACAACUUAAAAAAGCUAACAUUUUUCUUAAAAAACCCCAAAACAUUUCUCCAGUUAUAACAUUUGUUUUUAGUCUCAAUUGUAUGAAGGCUUUAAAUGACUUGCAAACCAUUUAAUUUUAGUUUCAUCAAAAUGUCAUGCAGUCUUCUAACUUAUAAAGAAUUUAGGUUUCCUUCUAGGAAAAAUACAAUGAAGGAAAAAAAAAUCCUAAACAUGUUGGUUUCGGUCUUUAAUGCUAGAAACUGAAUUUAUGGCACACUUUGAAGAAAAGCAGCAAAUAAAAAAAGAAAGUGAAAACCAGGUUUAAUGUUAGAAUGAAAAGGUUAUAAAUUAUUAAAUACAUGCAGACCCUCAGAGCUAAACUGGAUUUGUUUCAGCAUACUGAAACAACAGUACUCUCCCCUCCCGUUUCACCCUCUCAUCCGGUUUUUGUACUCAGAUAUGGUUUUAGGGCAGCUGCUAAGAAACCUCCAUAAUUACUGUGAAAACCUUUAAAAAAAGGAUGAGCUGCAAACACUUAACUAGAAAGGAAUGUACGCUAGAUCUCAAGUUAACACCCACUCAGCCUGACAGCACUGGAUGUAAACAUUCAUUAGUGUCUGCACACACAAACACUCACAGCUGAGUACUCCAGUGUGCACAGUGUGAGUUGGCUGUAGGCUUCUCUGUAUGAAGUGCAAACAGAAGUCACAUUUAGCCUCUAUAUGUCAAGUUUGGAAGAAGUUGCUUUGGCAAAUCAUUUAGAAGUUAUUAUUUCUUAUUUCUGGUUAUAAAGACGUGCCUACUAAAGGAGCGCCAUACCACAUUCAUACUCAAAAAUGGGCUGAUAGUGCAAUUAUCAUGCAGCCUAUUAGGAGGUCUUAUUGCUGAGGUCACCAAAAUUUGUAAAAUCAAACUGACAAUUGAUGUGUUUUCCGGACAUAGUCAAAUGUGGAGACAUGAGCAAGGUGAAAGGAUAGGUGCCAUUUCAGUCCUGGUUUUACUAAUCACCUUUGGUUAUUUAUUCUUAAAACUAGCCUAACUUUUAUUAUUAUUAUUAUUAUUAUUAUUAUUAAUUUAUUUUUUUUUGCAUUUAGGCUCCCAAAAGUGAACUCUCAAUG
Xyrichtys novacula (pearly razorfish) is the source of this 88723-nucleotide messenger RNA. The record is from the annotation of a GenBank genome assembly. NCBI's taxonomy places the organism in Eukaryota, Metazoa, Chordata, Actinopteri, Labriformes, Labridae.